Messenger RNA from Amoebophrya sp. A25, 52059 nucleotides. Lineage: Eukaryota; Dinophyceae; Syndiniales; Amoebophryaceae. The record is from the annotation of a GenBank genome assembly.
AAUCCAGAACAAUCUCAAGGGGGCCGUUAAUUGCCUCUUAGAAUCUCGACCAACAAAGGUGUGGAGGCUUCGCGACUGCCUCCCGAAGCUGGAGCAGGCACUCGAACCCUUCACAGACCUACCCAAGCUGAACCGGGGUCAGCUCACUAAGCUCCUUGUUAAGGAGCAGGGCCUUGAGUUUGAGUUUGCUGCUACAUGGGUGAGUACGUGGAUGGAGAACAAUGACAAGGUAAAAAAUCUUAUCUAUCUGAGCUUGAGUCUCUACAGCUAUUGGCAUUGAUUGUAAGACUUUGCUAUUGAUUUCUGACCUAGUUAUCGUGUAUUCAAGCAUGAUUAAUACCUCCAACACUGACAAAGACAAAGAUAAGUCGGAGGCAGUAGAUGUCGUGGCACUGUCAAGGUCAACUACACUUCUCUCGUCAAUGAUUUGCAACUCUGUCUAUGCAGGCGAGCCAAGCAGGGUCGCCAAAGCGGGUAGAUGGGCCGAGUGGUUGGCCCCCUCUGAGCGGAGUCCUUAUGCAUUCUUCAGCCGUGAUCUAAGCUGAACUUUGAAUUUUGUAGAUAAAAAUACAUUUGGAAUAAUAGGACAUGCCCAGAAAGCGGGCCCUUGAGGGCCCGCUCCGCUGGGCAUAGGUCGGCAGCAACUAGACAGAUAAGAGCACGGUGGCCAUGGCCAAGCUAGCUAGCAGGCUCGCGGGACGCGGCAAAGUUAGAAGGUUGGCGAUGGCAAAGCAGCUGCUGGGCUAGAUUUCGCCAAGCAGCUAGCAAGCUUGCUAGGGGCAAGGAGCUAGCUUGCCUAGCCAGCCAGCUAGAUAGGGGCGAGCAGCUAGCGGGGUGGUGAGCUCGAUAGCUACGGCGUAGCAGGUAACAGGCUAGGCAAGCCUAAAAAGCAGCCAGCAAGCGAGGCGUGCCAGCUGAGCAGCUAGCAGGCUAGGCGUGCCUACUGAGCAGCUAGCAAGCCAGCUAAUAUGGCCAAUCCGCCACCUAACUACGGAAGCAAGCACCUAGCGGACCCGCUAUGUAUGGCGAAGCUUCUAGCAGGCUAGCUACGGGCAGGGGGUAAGUGUGCUAGCAGGCUAGCUAGCUAUAGCCAAGCAGCUAGCAGGCUAGUUUUGGCGGCGCACUUCUUAGCAGGUUAGCUUUGGCUAAGCACUUAGCAGGCUAGCCAUGGCUAAGGAGCACCUAGCAGGCUAGCUACGUCGAGCCUAGGCAGCUAGCUACGCUCGUGCAAGCUGUAAGCCAGCAAGUUAGCUAGGGCGCGGGGCCCUUAAGGGAGAGAAGGCCCUAAAGGGAGGGCCUUUAAGCAAGGUCUUACUUUUAGCCCAAGUCUAUCACAGAGCUGACUUAAGGAAGCUCUUUAAGAGGUUUUUUGUCCUUUAUAGAAAUUCUCUCAUAGCUUUACUUUUUAUAAUAGCAAAUCCUUAAGAAUUUUCGUUUCCGUAAGGGAGCCUCCUCAUGAGGGCUCCUUAACUUCCUUAAGGGACGCUCUUAAGAAAUUCAGACUAAUUGGCAGGCCUAUGAGGACAACUGAUAUUGUAAUACAAUACUAAGAAUAACUCCCCAGGACAUUAUCGAGAGGUGCGCCCCGGGUAGGAGGCGGAGAGAGAGAACCAUCGCGCGGGGCUGCGGUGGCGCAAACGCCACCGGGCUCCCCGUCCCCGGUUGAAAGUAACGCAAAAGCGCCCGGGCUGUUGCUUGUGUGCUGGUGUUCGGUUCUUCUGUGUCUACGUCUAGCCCGUUCAGAAUGAUCCCGAGCACCGCCCAAACGCCUGGCGGCUCUACGGUCACGCGGGUGAUGUGGGUGCUCUACCGCUUUCAGCUGAUUGCCGUUUGUUGGUUGUCGUGGUUUUCGUGCCUACCUUGUCCAGAAUGAUCCGGAGCACUACCCAAACGCCUGACGGGUUUACCGCUGCGCGGGUGCGUCUGGUUUUUCACACUUCUCGGCCGUCACUUAGUUCCUUGGCCGGCGUCCUUUUUGUAUGUUGUUCAGAGUUCAGCUUUGGCCCUUCAGCUUCGAGCUUUCAAGCGGCUUGCGGCUUUCGGUUCAGCCUUGGGCCUUCAGCUUUGGGCUGUCAGGUGUGAGCUUUCAGCUUGACGCUUGAGGGCUCAGGGCUAACCAAUUCCCAGGCCUCUUUCAAUUUUUUCAGUUUGUUUAUUCAGGCCGCGGGGGCUUUGGCUUUGUUAUAUUAUCGCGUAGCUUUUGAAGCGUGCGACUUAGUGCCCAUCUGCGUGAAGUCAGGGCUAACCCCUUCCCGCGCCUUCUUUUCAAUUUUUUGGGUUCGAAUUCUAUAUCUAUAAGCUUCGGCUCUAUCGCGUAGGUUUUAACUUUCACACACAUCUGCGCGAGGUCAGGCCUAACCAAUUCCCAAGCCUCGCGCGCAGGCUCAUAAGCUUGCAAGCCCAUAGGCUGUUCAUAAGUGCUGGCGCCGAUGCUGAUGGUGAUGGGGAUGGAGGUGAUGCAGGCCCGCCGAUCGGGUGGGGUGGGGUGCGUAGGCUCCUAAGUUCACAGGCGCAGGCCCAUAGGCUCAGAACUUCGGAAAGUUUGGGAAGUUUGGAAGGCUUCGAAAGUUCGGGACGGUUCGGAAAGGCUGGAAACAAAGUCAGCAAAGUUCGGAAAGUUGGGAAAAUUGGGGAAGCCCAGAAAGCUGGGAAGGCUGGGGAAGUUGCGAACUGUUCGGAAAAGUUUGGAAGAGUUCGGAAAAGUUCGGAGAAAGGUUGGAAAAAGUUCGGAAAAAGUUGGGGACGUUGGGGAAAGGUGCGAAAAGCUGCGGAAAGCUGGGGGAAGUUGCGAAAAGUUGGGAGACAAAAGCUGGGAAAAGUUGCGAAACGUUGAGGAAGGUCGCGAAAUAAAAGCUGCGAAGCCAGCGCUGUGAUGAAAAGUCUCGAAAAGUUGCGAGGUGAAAGCCGUGAAAAGUUGAGAAAAGGCGCAGAAAGGUGGGAGAAGCUAGUAAAAGUUGGGAAAAGCUUGGAAGAACUGGGAGAAGCUGGGAAAAGUGGGGAAAAUUUGGAGAGCUUGGAGAGUUUGGGAAGUUAGAGAAGCGGCGAAAAGUUGGAAAAAGGUUGGGAGAAGCUGGGGAAAGUUGGGAAAAGCUGGGAAAAGUUGGGAGAGUUGGGGAGGCUGAGAAAGUAGGAGAGAGCUGGGAGAAGUUGGGGAACGUCUGGAAGGCUUGGGAGCUGGGGAGGCUGUGAAAGCUGGGGAAAAUUGGGAAAGUUUGGAAAGUUCGAGAAGUUGUGAAAAGUUGGAAAAGUAAAAGGCUGGGAAAAGUUGGGGAAAGUUGGGAGAAGAUGGGGAGAGCUGGGAAAAGUUGGGGGAGCUGGGGACGCUUGGGAAGUCUGGGAAGCUUGGAAGCGGAGAGAGUUGGAAAAAGUUGGAAAGAGCUGGAAAAAGCUGGAAAAAGCUGGGAGAAGCUGGGAAAGUGUGGAAAGCUUGGAAGCUUCGGGAAGCUUGGGAGUUUCGGAAAGCUUGGAAAGCCUGGGAAGUUAGAGGAGCUGCGAAAAGGCCGGAAAAAGCUGGGCAAAGUUGGGAAAUGUGUGAAAAGUUGGGAAAAAAGUUGGGAAAAGUGGGGACAGUUCGGAAAGUUGGGAAAAGUCGGGAAAAGUUGCCAAAAGUUGGGAAGAGCUGGGAAAAGCUGGGAGGAGUUGGGAAAAGUUGGGAAAAGUGAGGGAGAACUGGAAGAAGUUCGGGAAAGCUGGAAGGAGUUAGGGGAAGCUGUAAGAAGACUGGGGAAAGCUGGAAGAAGUUAGGGAAAGCUGGGAGAAGCUUGAAAAGUUAGGAAGAGCCGGGAAAAGUUGGGAAGAGCUGGGAAAAGUCGGGAGGAGUCGGGAAAAGUUCUUGGGAGAAGCUGGGAAAUAAAAGCUGGGAAAAGUUGGGAAAAGCUGGGAGAAGCUGGGAAAAGUUGGGAAGAGCUGGGAAAAGUUUGGAAAAGUUGGGGGAAGCUGGGAAAAGUGCUGGGGGAGAGCUGGAAGAAGUUAGGGAAAGCUGGAAGGAGUUAGCGAAAGCGGUAAGAGGCUAGGGAAAUCUGGAAGAAGUUAGGGAAAGCUGGAAGAAACUUCAAAAGUUGGGAGAAGUUGGGAAAAGCUGGGAAAAGCUGGGAGAAGUUGGGAAAAGUUGGGAAGAGCUGGGAAAAGUUGGGGGAAGCUGGGAAAAGUGCUGGGGGAGAGCUGGAAAAAGCUAGGGAAAGCUGGGAGAAGUUAGGGAAAGCGGGAAGAAGUUAGGGAAAGCCAGAAGAAGUGCUGGGGGAAAGCCAGAAGAAGUUGGGGAAAGCUGGAAGAAGUUAGGGGAAGCUGGAAGAAGUUUGGGAAAGCUGGAAGAAGCUUGAAAAGCUGGGAAGAGUUGGCUAGGGAAAGCUGGAAGAAGCUUGAGAAGCUGGGAAGAGUUGGGAAAAGUUGGGAAAGUUGGGAAGGCUUGGAAGUCCAUGAGCCAGAAGCGGAAGGCUGAGAGCUUGGGGGGGGUGCUGUCGUUUGUGUCUUCUGCCGUUGUUGUUUUCGUGUGGUGUGUUGUGCUCUCUUUGCUUUUUUCGUGUGCUCUGUUUGCUUUGCUUUUUUCGCGGGUCGGUUGUGCUUUGCUUUUUUUGUGUGUUGUGCUUUGCUUUUUUCGUGUGCUGUGCUUUGCUCUUUUUUUGUGUUGUGCUUUGCUUCUUUCGCGUGUUGUGCUUUGCUUUUUUUGUGUGCUGUGCUUUGCUUUUUUUUCGUGUUGUGCUUUCCUUUUUUUUCGUGCUCGUGCUGUGCUUUGCUUUUUUUUUGUGUUGUGCUUUGCUUUUUUUCUGUGCUGUGCUUUGCUUUUUUUUUUGUGCUGUGCUUUGCUUUUUGUGUGUGCUGUGCUUUGCUUUUUUUUUUGUGCUGUGCUUUGCUUUUUUUUUGUGUUGUGCUUUGCUUUUUUUUUGUGCUGUGCUGCAGUUUCUUUUUUUGGCCUGAAGUGUUUAGUUUAGAUAUACAAGUCGCGGCUUUGUCGUUGGGAUUUCUAACAAGUAAGGCCCGCAAGAUGAAAAAAAGCAAAAAAUCUGAGCCAUGAAAAGAGCGGCCGCUGGUCGGUGUGGUGGUGUGUUGUGGGUGUGGUGGUGUGUUGUGCUUGUGGGUGUGGUGGUGUGUUGUGGGUGUGGUGGUGUGUUGUGGGUGAGGUGGUGUGUGGUGGUGUGUUGUGGGUGUGGUGGUGCGUUGUGGGUGUGGUGGUGUGUUGUGGGUGUGGUGGUGUGUUGUGGGUGUGGUGGUGUGUUGUGGGUGGGGUGGUGUGUUGUGGGUGUCAUGGUGGUGCGUUGUGGGUGUCGUGGUGGUGUGUUGUGGGUGUCGUGGUGGUGUGUUGUGGGUGUCGUGGUGGUGUGUUGUGGGUGUCGUGGUGGUGUGUUGUGGGUGUCGUGGUGGUGUGUUGUGGGUGUCGUGGUGGUGUGUUGUGGGUGUCGUGGUGGUGUGUUGUGGGUGUCGUGGUGGUGUGUUGUGGGUGUCGUGGUGGUGUGUUGUGGGUGUCGUGGUGGUGUGUUGUGGGUGUCGUGGUGGUGUGUUGUGGGUGUCGUGGUGGUGUGUUGUGGGUGUCGUGGUGGUGUGUUGUGGGUGUCGUGGUGGUGUGUUGUGGGUGUCGUGGUGGUGUGUUGUGGGUGUCGUGGUGGUGUGUUGUGGGUGUCGUGGUGGUGUGUUGUGGGUGUCGUGGUGGUGUGUUGUGGGUGUCGUGGUGGUGUGUUGUGGGUGUCGUGGUGGUGUGUUGUGGGUGUCGUGGUGGUGUGUUGUGGGUGUCGUGGUGGUGUGUUGUGGGUGUCGUGGUGGUGUGUUGUGGGUGUCGUGGUGGUGUGUUGUGGGUGUCGUGGUGGUGUGUUGUGGGUGUCGUGGUGGUGUGUUGUGGGUGUCGUGGUGGUGUGUUGUGGGUGUCGUGGUGGUGUGUUGUGGGUGUCGUGGUGGUGUGUUGUGGGUGUGGUGGUGUGUUGUGGGUGUGGUGGUGUGUUUUGGGUGUGGUGGUGUGUUGUGGGUGUGGUGGUGUGUGGGUGUGGUGGUGUGUGGCUGUGGUGGUGUGUGGCUGUGGUGGUGUGUGGCUGUGGUGGUGUGUGGCUGGGUGUGGUGGUUUGUGGGCGUGGGUGCGGUGGUGUGAGUUGCGCUUUCUGGAAAGGCUGGGACCUCUCGGAAGUUUUGGGGCUUUUUCUUUGGAAGGCUUGGGGCUUUUUGGAAGGUUUGGGACUUUUUGGAAAGUUUGGGACUUUUAUUUGGAAAGUUUGGGACUUUUUGAAUAGAUUGGGACCUUUUGGAAAGUUUGGGACUUUUUGGGAAGUUUGGGACUUUUUGGAAUGUUUGGGACUUUUUGGAAAGUUUGGGACUUUUUGGAAAGUUUGGGACUUUUUGGAAGGUUUGGGACUUUUUGGAAAGUUUGGGACUUUGGAGGGUUUUGGACUGGGACUCUUUGGAAGGUUUGGGACUUUUUGGAAAGUUUGGGACUUUUUGGAAGGCUUCGGACCCUUCCUCUUUGGAAGGUUUCGGACUUUUUGGAAAGUUUGGGACAUUUUGGAAGGCUUGGGACUUUUUGAAAAGAUUUGGACUCUGUGGAAGGCUUCGAACUUUUUGGAAAGUUUGGGACUUUUUGGAGAGUUUGGAACUUUUUGAAAAUUUUGGGCCUCAUUUUUGGAAGGUUUGGUACUUCUUGGAAGGUUUGCGCGUUUUGGAGUUCGUGCCUUGAGGAGGCUGUUCCAGGCGUCUGGUUUGUUUGAGAUGGGCGCUUCUGGUUUGUUUGAGCUGGGUGCGCCUGGUUUUUUUGAGAUGGGCCCGGGUGGAGGAGGACAGGGACGGAGCCAGAUAGACUACGCCUUGGCCAACAGGACGGCGGCGGAAAGGGUGAGAAAAGUUGGCAUGAGCUCGAGGAAACUGGGCUACACCAUAAAGGAAGAAGAGGAGAAGAAGGGCCGCCGCCCCGUGCUGGUUACCAUCGGCCUGGGCUCCCUGAGAAACAGGGAAAACGGAAAGAGCUGGGGAACGUCGAGGCGAUCCGGUACGACAGGGAGAGGGUGCGGGAAAUGGCACGGCACCAGAGGGAAAUGCUGAGGCCCUCGAAGUACGGGCUGGAGCAGCGAGAAAAGUGGGACCGACACGCUGCGGCACAAGAUUGGACAAAGGCAGCAAAAACCGAAGAGAAAAGGAGAAACGGAGGAACAAGAAGAGAGGGCAGCAAAGAAGGAGCGGAAACAAGAGGAGCCGGGGGAAGCGGACAAGGGGGGCGCACGCACCCAAACACCGGCAGAGAAGCGGAGGCAGAUAAGGGCUGCGAAUGUGUGCAACUGGACGCCUAGAAAGCCCAGGAGUGCACUGAAGAAAAUGCAACAAGGAAAGAAGACCGCGGAGAGGUCUGGCGAUGCUGGAUGGAUAUGGAAGCGACUAGCCAAAAGGGUACACGCGAGGGAACAGGGAAAAAAAUGGAGGGGCAUGCAGGCUCUCCGCGAAGCUAGGAGGGUAGUCGAAGGUAGAAUAGAGGACGUCCUCCAGAAGUGGGACAAAAUAGGGGACAGAGAAAGGGCGAAGACGCUUCGCGCACUAGCAGAAGAUAGAAGAGGCGGCAAGGGUGGAUCGGUGGAAAGAGCUCAAGAAAGUAGCGGGCAAUGCCAGAGAGUUCGAGGACAUUGAAGCAGAAAGCGAAAGGGCCAAAGAGCUCGAAGAGGUAAUGGCCUGGACGAGUCGGAUUUCCCUGGACGCCUAUAGGGCCUUCCAAGGGCGUGAAACCUGCGGAAAAGAGGACGGGGAGAAAGACGCCCGCCUCUCCCGCAUAAUGGCAGACGGGAGGCUCAGACGGCUCAAAGCGCCUGAGGAGCAGGCAAGGGACCAGAAGGAAGAGAACAGCCUGAAAGAAUGGAAAAGAGGCAAGGACCAGGCGCAGACUGAAGGAGGGCUCGCGCCCCCGGUAGUCUGGGAAGAACUCUCCCAGCGGGUGAAAGCCAUAACCGAGGCAAGCAUCCCAAAGGGGGGGGGAAGGCCGGGCGCGGUGGCGUGAUAGUAAAAGACGGGAAGAGAAAAGAGACCGGGAACGAGCUGGAGAAGCUCCGGCGCGAACGGAUUAAAGCAACAAAGGAAGGGAAAAAAGCGGGCGCUGCACUGGCGCACCUUUUGAGGAAAUACCACGAGGGGAAGACGAAGGCGACCGCAUGGCGGUGCCGGCGAGAAGGCGAGCAGAAAACAGAGGAAAAGAAAAAGGGGACUGGUAAGCCCCCGGACGAGGAGCAAGAAGAGCAGGAGAGGAACGAGGUAAGCAGCGCGCUAGGGCAAAAGCUGAAAGAAAUCGCGGCCAGGCAUCGCAACCUGCGCAAACAAGAGGAGGACUUGACGGGGGAGGUAGAAGGACUAGAAAGGGAAGCGAAGGCCGCGGGGUGGAAGGACAGAAUCAGGAACCUCGCCAGAGGAAGCAGGACCGACCAGGUCAGGCAGCUCUAUGAAGUGGCGCGGCAACACAAAGGGACAAGCCGAGGAGGGAAGAAGAACACCGAAGGCAGUGGCAUCAGGGUAGCCGACCGCGAUGGGAAACACAAAGGAACCGCCAGGACGGACAGCGAGAUCGCUGACGCCUUCCGCGAGAGAAUAAAGGAGCCCUGGAGCAUCGCUGAAGAAGAGGAUAAGGACACCGACGAAAAAUGGAACAAGACCAAGGAAGAAGCGGAGCCGGGAAGGUGGUCGGUCAAAAUAGGCGAGAAGCUCCGGAGUGCGUUAAAAGUAGUGGGCGUCAAUGGGCUGCCAUGGCAGGCGUAUAGGGAGGCAAUUGAACAAGCCAAGUUCGCGAAAGCGGCGGGGCCGGAUGGAGUCAUCGGGGAAAUCUUCAAGCUGGACCCUGUGAACUGGGCGAAGGUUCUGAAGGAGAUAGACGAAGCGAGCGGGGCUAAGAAGUUGCAAACAGGAUGGGUGGCAUGGGCAUGGCUGUACAAAGGGAAGGGAAGCAAAGUUGGGAGAAUAAACUACAGGCCAGUCGCCGCCCUGCAUGUUGCGCGCAAGAUAAUACGCAACGCGCACAAGCGCCAGCGCGAAGGAAUCAUAAGAGACACCAUGGGGAGGGUCCGGCGGUAUGGUUUCCAGGCCCGAAUGGGAUGCAGGGACUACCCCCUCGACGUCAGGGAACUCAUAGAGGCAGACGAGACGCCAGGCCUCGCCCUUGCGCUGUGUGAUCUAGGUAAAGCCUUCGACCGGGCGAGAAGGGGCAAGCUCUGGAGGAUCAUGCUGGAGCUAGGUGCUCCAGCAGGAUACGUCGAGAAGGUGAGGAAUUUACACAGAAAGACGCGAACGGUGUCGCAGACGCAGUGGGGAAAACACCGAGCAGAAGAGACAACAAUCGCCCUCGGAGUGUAUCAGGGGUCGCCAGUAUCCCCCUGCCUCUUCAUCAUCUACACGCUUGCGAUGAGUGAAGAAAUCGAGCGAAGACGAGAGGGGGAAGGAUUGAGGGGAGUAGAAGUGACCAAGCCAGCGAACGCGACCGAGGAACCGCGAAGAGGUUGGCAGAGCAGCCAGCGCAAAUGGAAGCCAAGGGUGAAGAAAUGGGGCAACCCGGCCCCCGAAGAGAGACAGCCGCGCAGAGGGGUGGCCCUGGAGCACCCAAGCGCGCGAGGGGCUGACAGGGACACAGACAGGGCCUUCAGCCUCACCGUGUACGCUGAAGACACAAGCACACUGGGGCACACGGUGGAGAGGACAGUCCGGGCGGUGGAGAUCUUCGAGGAAGUAGGGCAGGACUGCCGCAUGAUAGUGAACAAGUCAAAGACAGAGACUCUCACGAGGGAGAAACUGACCCACCAGGAGAGGAGGGCCCUAAGUGAGAGACUGGGGAGCAGCGACUUCGAGGCAGAAGGGACGGACCUGAUUAAAAGAAGCGGGCGGCUAGUUGGGGACAUCAUAAGCAUGCGUCUACGGCGCCACGCGGCCGGAGGUGGCUGACAAGGCCAAAAAGGUCGCGAGGAUGAUCAGCCCGCUCCUAAGACAUGAGGACAUCGAUCAACAUGACAGAGAGACGCUAGUCGAAGCCCCGGUGGGCACCGUCUUACUCUACUACGGGCUCGACACGUCCAAACUGUCAGGCCAUGACAUGGAGCAGAUACAGCAAAUCCAGACCAAGGCCAAGCUGGUCUGGGUCGUGGCGGACCCGAAGGAAGAGAAGAGACUCGGAGAGACUUGGGGAAGGAAGGGGGCGGCCUUACCGCUCACGGAUAUGACAAAGGAGGAGAUCCACGCAGCGCGCAGAAUGGUGGAGAAGGGGCAGCGCCUGCCGCAGGAGGAGGUAGACAGGAGAGCCCGCCUACCCACGGCUCGGAGCAAGUGGGAACGCCAAAGGCUGCUGGCAAUCGUCGACAGAUACAGGGAGGAAAAGUGGGGCGGAAGGCUCUGCCCGGGGAUGACCCUCAAAGAAAGCCAACGAAGGGCCGAACACAAUGCCCGCCAGGAGAGUCAGACUAGGAGAAAGGGACAACACGGAGGCGGAGACGAGAUAUUGAUAUGGAAGCAAUUCAAGGGAGAUAUGGAAGCAAUUCAAGGAGAUUCAGCGAGAAAAUAGAAGUGACGCGGGACCUUGAGCAGCUGGAAGAGACGCCACGCGUACAGACCUGGGUGGAGCGGCUGGGAAUGGCAGACGUGUGGAACCUCGUGACACGCUGCCCGCAGUCGAUCCACUGGCGGGAACUAUGGAACGCGGCGACGAGAGUUCUGCACAACACCAGAAGAGGAGAACGAGAGGGCAGGGACUGGACGACGUGCAAGCACUGCGGGCAGAAAGGCUCUAAAGGCCCAAAGGGCUUAGUGGCGCACUGGGUAAGGACGGCAAAAAACUGGAAGGAGGGAGAACGCGCAAGCUGUGGCUACCAGGCUGCAAGCGAAAGGGAGCGAGAAUGGAAGAAGGACCGCGGGGACAUGAUGGACGCCGGGGACCUGCAGAGGCUCUCGCAUUUCCAGGAAACAUACCUGGAGGAGGCAGGACUCAGCCCCGGGGACGUGAAAGAGGUGGCGGGCAUAUCGCUGAAAGGAAAAAAGUGGCCGUACGUAGGAAGCGGGACACACAUCCAAGACAAGCAAGAUGCAGGAGAGCUCCUCAAACUUGUGGAAGACUGGGAACACUAUGAGCAGACAGGGGAAACCAUCGACCAAGACAACCGGCGAGAGUGCCCCUGGGGGGGUGAAGAAAUGCCAGGGGGCACAGUCGGACACUCGCCGAUGCGGUAUGUGCCAGGUGAUGCACGGCACAGGCCAGGCGCGCCAAAAGUGGCUAGAACAGGCCAAAAGGGUAAGAAAGGACGAGAAAAGGUAGGAGGCAUACGAUACCACGGGGCCAAGCGAAUGCGCUGGGACCCGAUGACAAAGGUAAAGACAUGCCCACACAAAGAGAAGGCGCGUGGCUGGCCGGUGGAGGAGCCGGGAAAAUGGUGCGAAGGGUGUAAAAGAAUAGAGGGAGGAGAAACCUGGGCCACCCACUGCAGGGAAGUAGAGGAGAAAAAAAGAAGGAGGACCCUGCGGGAAAGGAGCAGGAGGAAAAAGCCAAGGCCCAGAGAAAAAGACAGAGGGAAGAGGAGCAGGACGAUAGGGCAAAAAGAGAGGCCCAACGCAAAACCCAAAAGAGAGAGGUAGAGGCAGAGGAAAAGAGAAGGGAAGGAAAAAAGAGACCCGCGGGCAAACCGCUGGAGGGACUCAGGGAAGGGAAGAAGCCAAAAAAGCCUCCAGGAGCGGAAAAGGCUGGAGGAGAAAAGCGGCCAGCGGGGGAGCCGCUGAUAGACCUCAGAAAAGGGAAGAAGGGGAAGAAGCAGCCAGGAGACCAAGAGGAGGAGAAGGGCAACGCCCUCAAGAAAAGGGGAGCACAGAGCAGCCCCACAGAAGUGAAGAGGAAGCGGCAACGAGAACAAAGAACAAGGCCGAAAGAGAGGGAAGGAGCCAGCACAGAAGUGAAGAAAAAAGAAGAGGAAGGGCGGAGACCUGGCAAAGGGACCGCCGGACGAAAUGAGGCCAGAAAGACCACGAAGGGAACAGGACAGCAAAAAAAACGGCCGAAAGGACGGGGCCGCUUAAGGGGAGGCCCCCUGAUGAAGGGGGAGGCAGUGCAGGAGGGCAAGAGCAAGCGAAGCGGGCUCCCCUCGCCUCCUUGGGGUCCCCCGGAGAGGUGGCGGGCGUGGGUCUGGCCUCUCUCUGCGGGGUCGAGUAGGGGCGACCUCUUAUCUUAAAGAGGGCGGCCCUCUUAGGUAAAACGACUGCGGGGAUAAGAUGGCAUCGCGCCCCACCCGGUCGGUGGGCUUGCAUCAUCGUCGUCAUUUUUGAGAUGGGCGCGUCUGGUUUGUUUGAGAUGGGCGCGUCUGGUUUGUUUGAGGUGGGUGAAAGUUUGGGACUUUUUGGAGCGUUUGAGACUUUUUGAAAAGAUUGAGACCGUUUGAAAAGUUUGGGACUUUUUGGAAAGUUUGGGACUUUUUGGAAAGUUUGGGACUUUUUGGAAAGUUUGGGACUUUUGGGAAGGUUUGGCACUUUUUGGAAAGAAAGUCUGGAGCCUUUUGGAAAGUUUGGGACUUUUUGGAACGUUUGGGACCCUUUGGAACGUUUGGAACUUUUUGGAAAGUUUGGGACUUUUUGGAAAGUUUGGGACUUUUCCUUUUUUAAACGUUUGGGACUUUUUGGAGCGUUUGGGACCCGCCGGGAAGUUUGGGACUUUUUGGGAAGUUUGGAACUCUUUGAAAAGAUUGGGACCUCUUAGAAGGUUUCGGACUUUUUGGAAAGUUUGGGACUUUUUGGAAAGUUUGGGACUUUUUGGAGGGUUUGGGACUCUUUUAAAGUUUUGGGACUUUUUGCGAGGUUUGGGACUUUUUGCAAAGUUUGGAACCUUUUGGAAGGCUUGGGGCUUUGGAAUGUUUGGGACUUUUUGGAGCGUUUGGAACUUUUUGGAAAGUUUGGGACUCUUUGGAAAGUUUUGGACACCCCACGAAGCCUGUUCUAGAAAGGCUUGGAAGGUUUGGGACUUUUUGGAAAGUUUGGGACUUUUUGGAAGGUUUCUUGGGACUUUUUGGAAGGUUUGGAACCUUUUGGAGAGUUUGGGGCUUGGAACUUUUUGGAAAGUUUUGGGCCCUUUUGGAAAUUUCUAGAAAGGCUCGGAAGGCUUGGGACUUUUUGGAAAGUUUGGGACUUUUUGCAAGGUUUGGGACUUUUUGGAAGGUUUGGAACCUUUUGGAAAGUUUGGGACUUGGAACUUUUUGGACUUUUUGGAAAGUUUUAGGCCCUUAUGGAGAUUCUGGGUCUUUUUGGAAAGUUUUGGACUUUUUGGCGCGACUUUUUGGAAGGCUUGGGACUCUUUGGAAAUUUUGGGACUUUUUUGAAAUUUUGGGACUUUUUGGGAGGUUUGGGCCUCUUUGGAAGGUUUGGAACCUCUUGGAAAGUUUGGGACUUUUUUGGGGUGACUUUUUGGGAGGCUUGGGAAUUUUUGGAAAUUUUGGGACUUUUUGGAAAUUUUGGGACUUUUUGGAAAUUUUGGGACUUUUUGGAAGGCUUGGGACUUUUUGGAAAGUUUGGAACCUUUAGGAAAGUUUGGGACUUUUUGGAACGUUUAGAACUUUUUGGAAAGUUUGGGCUUUUUUGGAAAGUUUUGGCCAUCCCGGAUAACCUGUUCUGGAAAGGCUGUCCCAGAAGUCUUGUUCUGGGUACGUAGAGGGAAACUUUCCCCUGUCUAAGUAAUAAAUACUAUAUGCGCUAAAUAUUAAGUAGGGCUCCGGGGUUUUUUUAUCUCUAUCUCAUAUCAUUUGCGUUAUAAUACUUAUACAGGCCAAGUAGUACCUGAGUGGUCUUGUAGCUUUUCAAACUUAGAGUAGCGCUGACAGUCCAGCAAUAAGCGAGACUAGAGGGUAGAAGUCGCCAGGGAAAUCGUCGGCAGGUUGCUGAUUGGAUUCACGUCAUCAAGCUGGCUAGGCUAGGCCACUGCCCACUGAGCUGGGGGCUGCUGGGGGUUUCGAGUGGCGGGCGUGGUCGGAAGCUUGUGGGGCUGAGGCCCUGAGCGAGGCGGCUCGGGUUCUACUGGGCAAAGCCACCAGUGGCCCCAUUUUGGCCCUCUUGUUACUGGGCCAGAAGACUUAUAUAGAACGGGAAGCCAUGCCGGCGACAGCGUGCCCCCGGGGCUACCUCAGGGCCGCGGUCGAUGGCGCGCCUGCUGCCUAUUAUUCUUCAAGGCUAUUGGGUUUGGGUCCGCCGUCUUUCAGGUUCGCCCCCUUGGGUUGAUCCAAUUCGCCGAAAGUGACUCCUUCAGCCUCUUCAUUCCGCAUGUUUUUCUGGCUGUCUCUCCGUCGGUCCGUCUCUGUAGCCCUCGACCCCGCGGCAUCGCCUCCCACCUCCUUUGGCUAGUGUGCAGCUUCAGACGCUCAAAAAGUAAAAACGCAGGGCGUUUUUCAAAGCGUAGGCUUUUGAGAUUAGGUAAAGACGCUCUCUCUUUGAAGGGACACCUGAAAAGCUUGGCAGCGUCAGAGAGGUGUCUGCGACGGUCACGUCGGUAUGUGUCUCACGUGGUGCGACCUGUCGACGGCGUUGCUCCAUGCAUAGCGUGGGCAUGCGCGUAGACUUUGCACUCCUUAGAUACCUACACCACGGAUAGACUCUGUUAUUGAGUUUUUCGGUGGGAUUCUAUUAAAAAGCAGCAAGCGUCACUACUACUAGAAGUCGUGGCGCUAAGCAUGUCCUCAGCUAUUUGCGAGGAGCUCAGCUUCCCCGAGUUGUCAACUUAGCCUCUGCGCCAUUUUCUGGACGCAUCUAAAGUUCUUUCCGCAGCGGUGGGCGCAAGCAGUUAAGACCGGAAGGAGUCUUAAGCCAAAACAUAGACUUAGACCCUAUCCUCGACGCGGCUUCUGUAGCAUUUUCUUCUUGGUUUUUAUUUACUGAAGACGUAGGUAGUACUUUGUUUUGCUACUCGACCAGGUCAGUUUGAAUACCCUCAAGAUUGAAAAUCGAAAUUAUAACACAGUGUGAGGUCUUGUACUUGGUGUCGCGGCAUUUUGCUCUAUGUUUUCGCCCCUGACCCAAAGGCGCAGCGAGCUGUAGGCCUGAAGGGGACGCGCGGUGGACCUUAGUUGAGGGGCCAGGCGGGCCGAGGGCCCUCUUUGGGCCCCUGGCUGAGUCAGGCACAAGAGGAGGAGUGCCGAGCGUGGAUCUUUUCGGCUGCUAUAUCAGGCACAGGAGGUAGCCUCCUGGCCAAAAGGCAGGGGGGGCGGCGUUGAUUUUCGGCUUCCUACUCCUAGAUCGCUUGGCACCAUCAUCGGCGCCGCCGUCAAUCUCUGCCAUUUGGCCAGCGGCUUGAAGGUGGAAGUGGAACAGCGCAGAUUCUUGGUGAUGUCGGUCUGCUGCGAAGCUUGACCACGGACGGCGCAGGGGGUCCGUCAGGCCUGGGGGUGUCGGUUGGUUUGCUUUGGAUUAUUUCGGACGUGACCCAAGCACAGGGGGCGGAGUGUGCUUGGCUUCUAGCAUUGGUGUGGCUGGCUCUUCUUUGGUGUUUGUCUUGCGGUCGCCGGCCGCUGGAUCGGGGGCCCGAUUUGGUGUAGUGGGUUCGUUCUCACGCUCAGCGCAUGGUGCUCGCGAUGUGUGCGGUGCUUCUUGGCGUGGGUGUUUCGGUGUCGUGGUUUCUGUCAUCUUUCCCCGUGCCUGCUCGGUGAUGUCUUUGCCUGCAGACAAGUGAAGGGCAACGCGUCUGCCCGCCUCGCCAGUGAGAAGCAGGGCGCGACCGUGUCGUCCCUUACUGGUUUCGGCCGCCUUUUCUUGUUUGUCUUUGUUCCUCGCGUGUAGAUGUAGCGGGCUUUGCUAUUGUGUGGGCACUCUCCAUGCGUGCGCCCGCGCUGUACUGACGCGGCGUCUGUGGGGGGGUCUUUCUCCUUCGAUGGGUCGUCGUCGUGCUACGAAGUUCGGAGGGUGCCUGAUAUUGGUCAACGCAAGCCGGGCUGCGCCCCUUCUUCCGCCCCAUCCUUGCCUGGGCGUGCCGGUGUGGGCGCCACAUGCUUUCGCCGGGGUAUAGCGUGAAAGCGUCGCGCGCGUCGUCGCAUGCUUCUUGCAGACUUAGUUAGACCCCACACAGCGGCCGCGGAUGUGGUCCGCAGCAAGCUCGCUUGUAGGUCGUUCGCCCCCUUGCAUUGUAGAACACAGACAUGACACAGGACAGAAAGAAGCCCUGCCGCCUUGGCUCUAGUGCGUUGGCUGGUGCAAUCAUGUGCGGCCGCGCUCCAAAAUGUGAUAGGGGCAAGGGCUGGCGUAAGUUGUAGGCGCAGAGAACGCGGGCGCCCUCUCUGCGUUUUGCUUGCUUGUUUUUCUCUCUGAGAUGUACCUUGCGGCUUGGUGCUUCUCUCAAGCUUGCCCAUCCAGUUGAGCCAGAUGGGCUGUUUGAGAUAGCUGGCCGCCUUGUCCAGGCAGCGUCGGACUGUCUCGCGUAGCUUGUCUUAUGCGGGCUGUAAGUUCAGAGCGAAAGCUUGGGGGGCUGGGCUGUUUCGGAUAGCCAGCGAGCCUUCAACGGCUGAGCGGCUUCACUCAGGUGGCCCACCUGCGUUGGCUGGGUUGUUGUGCAUGGGCUGCCCCGCUUGGAGGCGUGUCCGUUUCAAAUAGCUUGCGCUGACGGGGCUUUCAGGUAGGCCGCGCUCGGCAGUUUGUCUCAGGUGCACACUGUCCGGCUCUGCAGUGCCCAUGCGGGGGCGCUAGGGGUAACUUGUUUCGGGCAGGUUGAUUCACAUGAUAGCAAGUUUGCAGCGGCUGGCUCAGGUGGGCUGCCUUUGUUGGGUUGUUUCUUCGCAUGCUGGGCUCCUUGGUCUGGUUUGUUUAAGGUUGGUACUUGGUGGCUUGCGUUGGCUGGGUGUAGGAAGGUAAUUUGAGCUCUUUCGGACAGGUUGCUGCGCCUGGGUUGUUUCGGGUAGGUUGCGAUGGAUGGACUGCUUCAGAGAAGCAAGCCCCGCCAGCUGGGCUGCCUCACAUGGGUGGCCUUUGCUGGGUUGUUUCGGGUAGCCCGUCUUCUCUUGGGCAGUCCCGACCGGGGCUGUCUGCUCAGGUGGCUUGUUUUGGCUGGGUUGUUUCGGAUAGCUUUCCUUGGCUGUGCUGUACUUUUUUGCAGGUGGCUUGGCUGGGUUGUUUCAGACUGGUUUACUCGGCUUGGCUUUUUCGUGCUGGCUGUUCCGUCUUGGCUGUUCUGGUUGGGCUGUUAGUUUCAGGCUGGCUGUCUGUUGCAGAGGCCGCCUUGCUCGGGGUAGGUUGUUCUGGGUUUGCUGCUUCAGGCUGACGGCCUCAGGCUGGCUGUUUCUAGUUGUUUCGGGGUCGUUGUUUCGGGCUGAUUGCUUCGGGCUCGUUGGUUUGGGUGGGUCUCGGUUGCUCGGUGGUGGGUGUUCUUGGCUGGUUGUUCCGAGUUGCUUGGCUAUUCAUUCCACCGGGGCUGUUCUAGCUGGGUUGCUUCAGGAUCAGGAAGGCUGCCUUGGACAGGUUCGGCGCUGCAGAUAGGCUGUCUUGGCUGGGUCGACUGCUUAGGGUCCGCUGGUUGUUCUGGCUGGGUCGUUUCGGGCUGGCUGUUCUGGGCGGGCUGCUGCGGGUAGGCUGUCAUCUUCCUCGGAUUGUUUCGGAUCGGCUUUUCUGGCUGGGUUGUUUCGGAUUCGUGGUUUUUCUGGCUGAGCUGUUUCAGGGGUUGGCUGAAUUGUUUCAGAUGACUUUCUGGAGGUGUUCUUGGCCAUUGAUAGAGCCUCUGCGCGAAAUAUUCAAGGGAAGGCUUUUUUGUAGCUACAGCUAGAGAGGCACGCAAGAAGGAAACCACCGAAAAACAAACACGCGGCCAAACUGCUUGCACAGAUUGGCUUGGCUGCAUCGCUUGGGCCUUGCUUCACAGCUACGUAGAUAGGCGCGCGGCUGUCAUCACGCAAAGACUUACUUAAAAAAGUGGGGGGACAGGUACAGGUUUCCAGGCCUCGCCCGUAAGAUCGAGGCCGCCUUCUAUAGAGGCGCGCGGGGAAACCGAUGGGGGCUGCGUUGCUCCUCGUGGCUCUCCUCGCGAUGUGAGGCGAGCCCGCAUCAGUUUCCGCAUUCUCUUUGCUCCUCGUAUGCCCUCCGCUGGUUGCUGAUUGGCUGAAAAGAGUCCCGACUUUUCAAGGGUUUCAAAGUUGAACACUUGAAAAAGUCGCGGCUUGCUUUGGAUGCCAGGAGACUGCGCGCGCGCGCCUGCUGGCUCCAUGGUCUUGCGGCUCAGCAGCCGAACCGCGAUAAGCCGACGCGGCGCGCGUCUGCUGGCUCCAUGGCCUUGCGGCUUAGACCCGGAUAAGCCGACGCGGCGGGCGCCUGCUGACUCCAUGUCCUUGCGGCUUAGCAGCCGGACCGCGAUAGGGUGACGCGACGGCGCAGGCUUUUGCGCUGGUUCUUGAUUGGUUGAGAAGCCUGACUCUUGAAGAGAGUUCUCAAGCUGGACACUUGAAAAAGCCGCGGCUCUGGAAGCCAGGACCAGGAGACCGCGCGCGCACCUGCUGGCCCCAUGGUCUUACGGCUUCGCAGCCGCACCGCGAGAAGCUGACGCGGCGACGAAGGAGGUUGCCCUGGUUGUUGACUGGUUGGCUGGAAUUCAAUUGAGACUCCCUCAGCCCCUCCAUUGAAAACGGGAGACAUUUGGCCCCCUGUGCUUGUGCCUCUAUAGAGGGCCUCUGGGAGCCUCCAGGCCUCGCCCCCGCGAAUGUGCUAACACUGGGGGCGCCUUCUACAGCCGCAACAGCCCGCAGCAAACCAGCCAGCAGCUUGGGCCUUGUUCUUGGGCAAAUCCAUGCGCAGACCCUGGAUGAAAAGCAAAGGCGAGAGAGAGCCUCCACCCCCACGCACGCAAAAAGUUCGACACUUUUCCCGCGUCAUCUCGACCAGCGUUAAGACCUGCCGCCGGCUUAAAGGCAUCAACAGAGCGCCGCGCGGCCACCUGCCGCAAGCUUCUUGCACUACGUAGGCCUCCAGGCUUGAGCCUGAGGAGGCUUCGGAGAAAUGCCCAGGAAAUUCACAGAAGCAUCAGCAGAAGCCCCCAAGCAUCUUCACUUUUUGCGCCGGAGGUGUUUCGAAGGCCAUUCGCUUAUAAAAUCGCCCCGGAGUUUGUCCUUCGAUUGGCCUCUAAUCUGGCGGGCUGUGUCUUGGGUUGUAGGAGUUGCGGCGUAAGCUCAAGCUGUGGGCGCUGUGCCCUAGGUUGUGGAGGUUGUGGAAGCGCGCUUUUCUACAGACUCGCGCGAAGCAUGUUGCCGCAGCCUCCACCAGGUUCGCCCCGUUGCCAGGUUUCUACCCGAGAACGCAAAAGCAAAAGAACCGCCAGCCACAUGCAAGCACGCAAAGACCCAACCAGAAAAGGGGUGAAGAACCCAAGCACCACAAAAGGAAAGGGAAGGAAAAGGGGGCUGGCCCUGACCCUAGGGGCUGUGCCCCUUCGCUUCAGAGGAGAGCGGGGCGCUGUCCAUGCCGCUGGCUUUCUUCCUGGCCAUCUAAGCCAGCCCCAGUCUGCUUCGAUCGUAAGAAACAAAGAGAAACUUUCUCCAUGCCUAAGCUUCGUGUGGUUUUCUGGCAUCUAUCGGCCCCAACCUCUCCAGAACUCUCUUCGCCUGGCGACGUCGUUUCGGCUGGGGUUUUCUGGCCGAGCAUUUUCAGGUGAUUAUGCCGCCUGCGGUGUAGUUCUGGGAGGUGUGUUGUCUCAGAUUGCCAGUCUGUCCUGGCUGGCUUGCUUCAGAUAGGCGGGCGGCGCUGGCUGGGUUUUUUCACGUGUUAGAUAGGCAGUCUCUUACUUUUGGGUGAGUUGUUGCAGGGACUAUGCUCGCAGGCUAGUCUAUUCUCAGAAUAUUCCAUGGCUUCUGAAGCUGAGCGCCUCGCCCACAUGGCUUGUUGUGCUCUAAUCGUCUGCGCCCCCCAUUUCCAACGGAUUCAGUUCCUCAGCCGCCAAAGCAGUUGCGGAUGCGAGGAGGGAAGUGGCUGAGAUGAGGGCGCAUGCGCCUCCUCCAGGAGAAUCUUCAAGGCCAGAAAGUGAGAAAGAUAGAGCACGAGUUCGAGUCGGAGCAGUGGCGCUGCCCCCUCUACAUCCGUCCACUAUUAUGGCAUGCGUGCCCGAAUAGUUCUAGUAGAAGUCGUGAUAUAGAUUAUAAGACAGAUUUGGUAGUUUGUUGGGCCAUGGCGAGCGUAAGCAUAUCUUUUCAUCAAGCGAUAUGAAAAAUUUUGAUGCAAGAAUCACAGACACGGAGAGAGGCCCUCGAAGGAUUUGCUAUUGCUCGUUGGUUUCCGAAGCCGAUGCUGAUGCGAAGGGCCUGGUAGGUAGGGCGAUGACCCAUUUGGAGUCUAAAGUAAGUAGCUACUUGACCUACAUACUCUCGAACCUGAGAGGCGAAAGGACGCGACCCGGGAGGGCCGGCCACAUGAUAAAACAACGACGCCGGGAGGGGGGGCGUGGCUCGUAGCUGCAUGGCUUGGCCCCACGUCACGGCCCUGCUGCGAGAUGGCUCCGGCUCCGCUUCGGGGUGGGUUGUGAGGAUUCCAUUUUCUCCGUCUCCCGUGUCGCAGCUUCCCUUUCCCCUGUCAGGUUCGUCUGGUUUAACUAGCUAUCUUAAAGGGCAUCUACUCACAUCAGGCACUUGCCGCCGCUGAAAAUUUCGCUCCGCUUUCCUCCUCCCAAGAAAUGCUUAUACAUAAAAAAGUUUUAUACAUAAAAAAGUAUACCCUUACGCUCGCCGAUAAUUAUGCCAGUUGCUGAUAUUUCUCGAACAUCAUCUCUAAAAGCUGAGGCAUUGCGACCAGUAGCGGAGAGCUUGGAGGAGUAAAUCAAGACGAAGCGCAGCGCCAGGAAGUGCUGCCACAUUCUGGACGGAAACGCCUUCCCACCGCUGAUCUUAUGAUAAUGCCAACGCAACUACUUGUAGUUGUACUUUGUCUUUCGUUUUUCGUGUGCAGCCGAAAAAGGUGUUAUUGCUAGCGCGUGGGCGUUUCUCGUUUUGUCUCUUUUUACUGCAACAGGAAGGCGCAUUGAAGUGCGAGGCGUUUGCGCUAUUCUUCUGGAGCGGAUAGGCCUCCUCUUGGCUACGUAAUAUUACAGUAUAUUAGACUACGACCAUCUUACUGCAGGGUUAGUGAAGUCUCAGCUAAACAACCUGCAGGCACAGUCUAUGUCUAGUCCUUUCGGCAUCAAUGUGAUGCAUAGUGGAGGCAGUUCGCCGACAAUGGAUGAUGUCACGCGAUGCAAGACCUCAAGGGCAACACUGAACCCUGCGGAGAGGCAGAUGAGUAGGACGUCGACUUCCAGCUUUUAUUGAUGAAUGCGUCAAGCUGCUAACAUGACUAAUUGUAGAGGUUUAAAGAGUAGACGGGCCCCGCAAUCGAUCGGGGACAGGAGGUGCUGCUUGCAUCUUCUAAAAGUUUUGGAGGCACGCUUGAGAGUGGUGGAAGUGCUGCAGCUGAAAAACUUCAGGGUCGGGACGCGGAUCUGGGGAACUCUGGUGAGCAUUCCUCCUAAGGCAGUGAGUUCGCGUCUUUCGCGUGUCCUAAUGGCCAAACUUCACGGCAUCUCCUAGAUAAUCACGAUUCCGGCGUCUCACUGUCAGUUAGUCUGCAUGUGGUGAGCAAACAGCCACGAUGCUGUGCGCUGUGAGUGCUCCUCGCUCAGAGAAAGACAGUUAUCCGGGGUAGUCCUUCGUGAAGUCAGUAGUGAAAUCGCUCAGAAUAUCAUGGAUUUCCUAAUGAUGUGACGUUAACGGAUAUCUUUUACCGCCACCUAGGGCCUCGGGGAUGUUCUGUUAUUGCACUAGUGGCCGCUCUAACUUCAUCGGCAUGUUGCUACUUUCGUCAGCCUGCGCCUGAAGACUUGAAGUUUGGUUUUAUAGUGCCAAUACUACUGGCGCUUGUUGUAGCUCUAAAAAAUACCGACGCCAGGGCCAACUCUAUCAUCUGACGAGCGAGCAGCUCCUGCAGUAUCAGAGGAAAGCACAGCCGGAUACAAUGUUGAAGACGCUGGCCCUCCAACUUCCGACACUUAAGACGGUGCCUUGUUAUUUAGAUUGACUUCGUGACGAAUAAAAACAAAGUAGCUGACGGAAGAAAAGAACUUCGCUAGCAUGUUGUUAGUACAAACAGUUGUUACUUUCUUUCAUGGAUUCCAGCCAUCCCUCGCAAUUAAGAUUUUGUGCGGCAAUAUGGAUUUACUUCCAGUUCCCGAAGCACGCACUUCUUUCUCCUGAGUUCUCGCUUCCUGAAAGUUUCCCUUGUGGACUUGGAUAUUGAUUCUCUUGUGGACUUCGUCCUUUGCUUGAUAUUUUUCUGGAGCUCGUCCUGAUUGCCCAUAGAUAAGCCUGUGGAUGUAUUUUGCUGUAAGAGCACGUACACGCUGACACCAUUAGCAUCGCUCCCACGCUUGGGAUGAACAUGAACUAGUCUCAUUCUCCUUCAUGUCUGUGUGACUUGGUCAUUUUGCGAGCUGAAACUUUGCAUUUGAUGCCUCUUGGGGCAUCGUGUAUCGUCAUACAACUCCGCUUAUGGUCUUUUGUUGUCGGCUCUAAAAAUCGAGCCCCAAGCCGGCCAGCGCUACACCAGUGCCUGCGACACCGCUACAACCAGAUCUGCGCGAAAAGACACCUGAUCAACCGAAAACAUCAACAAGCGACGAAGGAGCGGGGCCCGACAUGGACAUGAGUAUUUAUGAUGUUCGAUAUACAUCGGCAGUGAGUUGUUGCAAGCAGGAUUCUCACUUGUUCGAUUGCUCCAGAUUCGUUUACUUUUAUAAGACGCUGUUCCAAGAAAAAGGUGACAAGGGUACAGUAGUGCUAGAAGUACUUAGACGAUGGGUUCGUUUUGUAUCUAUAAUCAUAAUAUGAACUGGCGAAUGAAAACACCACGCAACGACAAAUGCCCCGGCUCAGUGACUCUGUGGUCUUUUAUAUGUGUCUUUACAAUUCAUAUGUAAUAUGCUGCGUUGUACAUGUAGUUGCACUGUCAACGUGUGCUAGAGCUAGAGCAUGCCCCAGAGUCAAUUUCGUGAGUAAGAAUGACGACCGAAGCACAGCAGUGCAGGCCUUCUUGACGCGACUAUCUAAGGUUCACUAGGAAGCAUACACAUACUUGCUGCAGCUGCUGCUGUUUCACUAGCGACAGCUCUAAUGCACCGGGAGUCGUGAUGCUCCUCAUGAUACAACAAAGGGGAGCGAUACUGUUCUUGUCCUUCCAAGGGAUGUAGCUGUUGAGGUGGAGAGAUUGGCACGCUUGGCAGAAUCAGAAAAUCCAGAAGCGAAGCUUUUGCUGGACACGGGUCGAGUCAGGACGCUGACGAGGGCCCUCCAAGAAGAGGAGGAAAAGAUAGCGAAGCGAAUUUUUGCAUCCCCUGAAGAUCCUUACGGGGUCUUUUCCAUUUCCACCAUAUAGUUUAGUCAUAGUCCUGCCAAUGAUAAGAUUCCACUUGGCUCUCUAUCUACUUGCUCAACUCUCACGUUCAAUCGCCCUAUGCCUAAGGCAUGUGGGGAAGGCGGAGAGUAAACGAGGGCUGUUGCGUUGUUGGUGUUGUAGUGACUCGUAGUUGAAUGCUUCCGAUGUUGGCCGAGCAGCAGAGCCACGCUUAUCUAGAACUAGGGUUCGUUGAUCACAACUGAAGCUAAUACCCCAAAACAUGGAUAGUCUACGGGUUUUAAUUAUCCGCUGCUCUAAGACUACGCGUCUCGUCUUGACAGCACAACCACAAGUGCGGGUAGAAGUAGUUCAACUCCCCGGGGGGGUCAUGGCACUGAGGAACUCAAGACUGGAACUGAACUAGCCGCUGUAAGCAGUGGCAGGGUCGAGGAUCCUCUACCUAGGCGUGAAGAUGUCGACAAACUUUAAGGUCUCACCCCCAUAAUCAAGUAGACUACAAACUACAACUAAUGUAAGUCUGAAUGUAUAUUCUUGCUCUACUAAGUAGUAAGAACUAGAUGCUGUACAAUGAUACUAGGCAACGUUAGAAUUUUUGAAAAAGAAGGCCUUUUGCGCUAUACUGGCUGCCCAUCUACGUAGCACAAUGGCAACGCAUGCCGCAGUUUACGUUGGUAUAGAGUCAGUGAUACCAGGAGUCCCGCAGGACUAACGCUGUGCAUAAAAUGAAAAUAGUACCACAGCCAUGCAUUAAUUAUGGAACCUACCACAAAGGAGCUACUUCUUAGUGAAGCCACCAUGUGGUAGACCUUGAUCUGCUUAGAAGGGUUAGAUGACUUACUCUUACGGUCGUGUUUUUAAUUUUGUGAUCGAAGAUUAUAAUUACCUUUUUACGUUUAGUAUUUGUAUUUCGCAGUCUGGUGGUGGUGGUGGACGAGCCUAUUUUUCUAUUUCUACAGGAGGUUUUGUCGUCACUGACGAUACAACGAUAAGCUAGCUACAGGAGGUGACGAUACAGUAGCACAGGCUAGACGACUCCAUGUUUUUUUUUACUUUUUUUUGCUUGCUGCUAUGAGCAGCUUUCUUUCUAAUCAACGCAAGAGGUCAGGCACUCCCUCGAAGCCUUGACCGAUGCCAUUCGCCACCUGGAGAAUUCGCUUUAAGGCUUCUCUCACACGUCCAAGUCAGUGCAAACGCCUUCUCAUCCAAUUCAAUAAUCAGAUGAAGAAACGAGAUGAACUCUAGGAAUUCUCUGCCUCCAUGUUAUACAUGUACUAGCAUUCAACAAUUAUAGGGAACGUCACUUACAACUUUGGCCGUUGCAUAGGUCCAAUGAGUUUCAUAGUGUAUAGUCUAAAUUUCAUAUAUUAGACUAUACACUAUGAAACUCAUUGGAUACCCUAGAUUCGCGUAGGUCGUUGUAGUAGAUGUAAUACAUAGGGCUUCAUCUAUUAACUCUAGAUGGUGAUCCUGAUCCAUCCUUCUCUAUGCUCUAAAAGGCACCGAAGGAACCGGAAAAGGGCAGUCUUGAAGAUAUAACAAAAGCGCUUGGUGAGAAACUCAAGACGCUCAUGCCCGACAAGAAUAACGCGGAGAGCGCUAGUCAGGUCCUUCAGAUAUCUAUCGACGCCCUUGAUGUUGAUGCGGACAAUGCGGAUCCCAUCAGCUGGCUGUAAGACUCGGUGCUGGGCAAGAAUGUGUUUACCUGUGCAACAGAUAGAUACUCAUCUUUUCAGACAGUGGGCUGAUUUAUCAGAAACGGAAAAUAGCUUCUGUGUCGCUGUCUGAUUUGCAUUUUUGAGUGACUGACAGCCGAGCGAAGGCCUCGUAAGUAACUACUCACACGCAGAGGAUUUCGCUGCGCUUUUUCAAAGUUUAUUUUCGAUUUUCCAUACUAGUCCUAGUGGCGGAUCUAAUCGACUAAAGCCAUCCAAAUGGAUGCGAAGGAGUGGAUGGAGAGGGAGAGCAAAAAAUCUUAUGAGCAACGCUUCUAUUUAGAGAAAACUGUAAUUGAACACAACCAUAAACACAACCAAGCAGAAGACAGAAGCUGCUCCUCAGUGCCGCGACUCAUGUAGCUAAUACUAGUUUCAUUCAGUCGGUGUCGGCGAAUUUUUAAUUUAAACUAAAAAGAGCCCAAUCCCCUACCCCUACCUCCGCAGCCGCAUACCUAAUCAAAAAUUUUCUGCAUUGUGUGCGUUUCUCGGCCGAAGCGCGACGACCUUCUUUUUCUCGAUGUGGUUAAAAAGUAUUUUGGCCGACUAAGGAAAGACAAACAGACUCCGCUACUACAGCGUAUGAUGUUUCAUGUUUGUUGUUCAUCUCCUUCUCGCAUGAUGUCUGCAUGAAAAUGACCAAUCCACCACUCCAGCCUUUCUGAUUUGUGACAGCGGAAGACCUUACUCUAAUCCAACGGUGAAGCUGGUGCCGACGUCGACGGAAUUUAUGCCUCUUGUCGAAUGUUCGCGCUUCUUAGUCUCUUUUUUCCUGGUGUAGUUGUUACUCAUUUAUUUAUAGAGGAACGGUAACUAUUGUUUCAGCACGGUUUUUUACUCUAUGCGGGAGAACGGGCGCAAGGCUUCUGGUUCUGAUAGUGCCUGCGGGUGCAGUUGGGCAUCCUCAGUGUGUCAACGAAAAACAGUGAACUAGUGCACCUCAACCUCAAGCAGGAUCGAUAGAAGUUAGAGCACCCCAAGUAGGGUCCGUGAGGACGUAUGAACCUCCUAGGCAAAGCCGUCCUACUUUCGUUUUUCAUGUUGAAUACUAAGUCCCUACAUACUGCAUUGCUAGCGCUAACCAAGGGACGCCCAUGAAGCGAUCAGAAGAGCCGCCGAAGCACUAGUUGCAGAGCUCGAGGAAGCCAGCGCUUCUGCUUAUGAACAAUAGAGGGCAGGGGCAGCCUCUUCUUGGCAUAAAACUAGAUGAAGCAGGCCAGGAAGAACAAGGCGCGACGAGCCGUAUUCUUGAGUAGGGUACUGCCCUUUUGCUAGUAAGCAAGUUCUCACUCGUGCUUUUCCCCACUUCUACGCAAAAAAAAGAGUCAAGCGUAGCCAUGUGCACUAGGUGCAAAGUAUGAUGCUCUCUUGAAAUAUAUUCUCCGAUCGUAAACCUAAGCCUGAACCACAACGGGCCUACUUGUAUUUCCUGUCGAGGGUUUGUCACUGACCCAAAUUUAGUUGCACAGUCGCAAAUUAGGUAGUAGAACUUCUGAUGGCGUUUGCCUGCUUUCUUUAUGCAUCACAUCGAGAAUGCUUCUCGUCCGUCUUUGAUAAGUGUGCAAUCCAUUGCCUGAAUCAUGAAGCCAAUUAUGCUGCUGGCCGCAUCUUUUAUAUGUUGGCUUGUUUGCUGCCUAUGCCCCUCGUAUUGGGCCAGUUUAUAGCUGGAGCGCUUCUAAUCGACCAAGAGCGCAGCACUUUACGGCGUGUUCUUUGCGUUUCUUAUCCUUUCGAGAUAUUACCACUACAGGCACCCAGCGGCCCGCGUGCUGCCUGUCACUCUUCUCAAUCAAUUACAGCUUCUGGCGAUCGCGAGUUGUCGAUCUUAUUUGAAGUCUGUGAGCCCUUGUGGCUGUAAGUGAAUUGUAAGCCAAGAGGACGCUCUUUCUUUUUACGCUCUAGCACGGAUUCUCCAUAAACUCAAUGCUUUACAGAAAUGCACUCCCUGCGCUAAUGGAGUGAGAAAAUUCGCGAGGCCGCUAAAGACGCGGCUGCACUCCUCAGCGGCCUACUUUAUGAAGAAAACGCAGCUAGUGAUAGUGGUAGCAGCACUGGGCUAUUAACUAAGCUGCACUUGAUACACAUUACAAAAACGGCAUUUACAUUACGGCUUUUAGGCUACUUCGCACUUUUUUGCCAGUUAUGACGCCAGAGAUCAUUCACAAAAUAGAGGGAGACAGUUGAGGAGGCGGACGCUGGAGACAGGCGCCGCACUCUCUUGGAGCCUUCUGGGGGGUUUGCGGUUGGAGAUGGAGUUCCGCGCCCUCUUGGCGGGGUCGCGUUGGGGUUUUCUAACCUUUUGAAGGGGGAACCCUCGCGAAGAUUAUGGAGGCCGGGGAUAGAUGGAAUCCCGCCCCACCCGAUCGGGGGGCACAUCAAGCCAGGCCAAUUCCCUGAGCCCUGGCCCUCUUGCCUCCGGUUGUAUGUAGAGGUCUGCCGUCGACUGAGUAAGGGGAGGAGCCAGCUAGCGACGGAAAGCGCAUAGCCUAAGAGACAGGCAGAAAAGUUUUGAGUUGGCUGAGGGUGAGUAUAGCCUUUCGUAGAUUCUUAUAAUAGAAAUUCUUUACCUUAGGGGAUGUCAUUUCUUAAAGGAAGCUCCUGAGGGAGGCCUCCUUAAGGUGGAGAGGCCUUGGCCGUAAAAAAACUGCUUACGCUAUGAGUGUUAGGACUCAUAGUGUAAGCAAUUCCCCGGAAAUCCUUAAGAGCCUUCCCAAGCGGCUUCGCUAAGGGAAUGGCACCCCUUAAGCUUAGGGGAUUCUUAUGCAUUUGAGAAAACUCAAACAAGGACAGCAAAAGUCCGGACAGUCUUCGACCUGUCUGGGCAUGAUCAGAAUCAGGAGAACAGCCGCCGCCCAUUGGGCUCUCUCAGUUCUAGGAAAACCCCGGGCACGCUGAAAGCCUCCGCGCCCCUCCAGCAUCCCCUGCCGCCUAUGGUCUUUGACUCUGGAGGGACGCGGGGAAACAAAUGAAACAAAAAGAAAAGACACAAAAACCAACACAAAGCAGGCCACGGGCACCGCUAAGCGGAGCACUUCCACGACUGAAGGGAGACAGUUUGAAUCUCGGCCGUCUUUGUGCAGUGCUUCGCUGACUUAGCGCCAGCGCAAAAAUUCUCUAUAGGUAUAGGCCUUCCUACUUGAGGGCCACCCAGGCGCGUGCCUUAGGGAGGCUCCCCAAAGGGGGCCCGUCAAUGGGCUUGGGCUAAUAAUGGGCCCCCCCUUAUUAAGGGCUGCCCGCCCGACCUCUUAGGCGGAUCUCCGGAGGAACCGCCUCGAGCGUUUCAGGCUCUCGAUCUGGUUCAUAUUGGUUUCCGAACUUGUUCGGAUUUUGCAUAGUUUGGCAGUUCUUAGACGUGGUUCAUGCUCUUGCUUUCUGCUGCCUCGCAGCGUGCGCUUGGGUGCGCUUUUUCUGGUGUCAUUGGGCUGGCUUGCGCUAGGGGUUCCACCGUAAGGUGGACCGAACGCCGUAGAGCUGUCCAAAUGAGUCCCACCGCAUACUUCCCCCUAAUAUAAGGGGGAUUCUUGUCGCUCUCUUUGAUGCGUGACGCGUCACGCGUCACGCCUCCCAACUCGCGCCGCCUAUGUGAGGCGUGACGUGGGAGGCGUGAGGCGUGAGGCGUCACGCGUCACCCCGAAGCCGCCCGCGGAUCUAUCAAGGGCGCACGGAUCUAGCAAGGGCUCACGGAUCUAUCAAGGCCUCACGGAUCUGCCAAGGGCUCACGGAUCUAUCAAGGACUCCCGGAUCUAUCAAGGGCUCACGGAUCUACCAAGGAUCCACGGAUCUAUCAGAGACAGAGAGAUCCGCGGAGCGAUCGAAGAUCCACGGAUCUAUCAACGAAAGAUCCGCGGAGCGAUCAAAGAUCCACGGAUCUAUCAAGGAUCCGCAGGUCUAUCAAGGAUCCGCGGAUCUAUCAAGGAUCCACGGAUCUAUCAAAGAAAGCCCCGCGGAUCUAUCAAGGAACCACGGAUCCCUCAAGGAUCCGCGGAUCUAUCAAGGGUCCACGGAUCUAUCAAAGAUCCCCGGAUCUAUCAAGGAUCCACGGAUAUACAUCCACGGAUCUAUUAAGGAUCCGCGGACCUAUCAAAGAAAGAUCCGCGGAGCGAUCGAAGAUCCACUGAUCUAUCAAGGAUCCACAGAUCUGCCAAGGAUCCACAGGGCAGAUCUAUCAAGCAUCCACGGAUCUACCCAAGAAAGAUCCGCGAGCGAUCGAAGAUCCCCGGAUCUAUCAAGGAUCCACAGAUCUAUCAGGGAUCCAGUGAUCUAUCAAGGAUCCACGGAUCUAUUCUAUCAGGGAUCCAGUGAUCUAUCAAGGAUCCACGGAUCUAUCAAGGAUCCAGUCCACGGAUCUAUCAAGGGCCCACGGGCCUCAUAUAAGUUUGCGAGAAUCUAGAUUCAUCAAAAUCAAGCCCCUCCUGCCCGCUGUUGCGUGACGCUUAAAAUUGAGGGCAGGCAUCUCAUCCUCCCCGAAGCUCUGGGCGUGACGCGGUGGGCGUCACGCGUCACGAAACAGCUCUACGGCGUUCAGUAAGUCCCACGGGUUUCCGCCCCUGCUCGUUUUAGAAUGAGAGCGAGCCGGGGCAGGCUUUGGCUGCCGGUCGUGGGGAGGGCGUGGAGGGUUGUUGCUUGUGUGAGUUUUCAGUCGUGGGAUGGGUCAGGCAGGUGAGCGGCACAAGGUUGGGCGCCGCUUGGGGUGCGGUAAGUCGGGUCGAAGUCUUCGGGGGCGCUCUUUGGGUGUUUGUUUCUUGGUCUUUUCUCUCUUUGUUUUCAGCUUGGUCGGGGGCUCCUUGGCGGGCGGCCGCGACGGACUGUGCCAGGGAGGGGUCGGCGGUCUGUGCCGUGGGGAGCGUGGGGCGCUCAUGGUGGUGCCGUGUGUAUGCUAGCAAGCACGAGUCCGCCAGAGAAUCCCCAAAAUGUUCCACCGGCUUCCGAAGAGGUCGCGGCCGAAGUCGCGCGUCCUUGUGCUUGUAGGUGGUAGAAAGUUUGCGCUGUCGCUUUUUGCUUUAAAAAAGUGCGCCAAAAACGAAACCUCCGCCAUGUCAUGUGGAAAGGCCAAAGUCAGAGGGCGUGGGCCCUUUCCGUCUUUUUGGCGGUUUCUGUAGGUAGUCGGUUGAAAGUGUCGCCUCUUUGGCAACAUCUAGGCGCUUUUUGUGCUUUUUAUUUUUUCGCUUGUUUCUAGUAAGUGCUGUGCUGUUUCCCGAUCUUCAGGCUGUGGCCGCGCCUUGUUUUGGGCGCGAUCUGAGGGCCGUGGAAUUUAUUGAAAAGCGUCUGGAAUGUAUUUCAAACGGAUGACAGCCGAGGGGGAUCUUAUUGCGCUGGGCACCGUUUUCGCGUCGCUUUGGAAUGCAUUCUGAACGAUUUCGAAACAAACAAAUUCCGCGGCCCUCAGACCGCGCCCAGAACAAGGCGCGCCUUGAAGAUCGCAGGACAGUACUAGAAACAGGCGAAAAAGAGGCGCAAAAAGUGCCCAGAUGUGGCCAAAAAGUUGACGCCUUCAACCGACUACGCACCUAACAAAAAAAAAGCUGGAAAAGGUUCGCGGUCUUUUUGACUUCUCUGCAGGAUGUGGGGCUGCAGGCGUUUGGUGUGCUUUUUUGAAGCAAAAAGCGGCAGCGCCAAUUUCUUACAACCAGCAGAAAAAUGCGACUUCGGCUGCGACCUCUUUGGGAGCCGGUUGAGCUCUCUGGGGUUUUUCUGCUUGCUGCGCUCUGGUUUAGCUAAAUCACUUUGGUGGCGCCACUGGACUUGGGAGUGCUUUGCGCCCCUCAUAGGCCCGCACCGGGCGCGGUCGCCCGCGGGUGUCCGCUCGUGACCAGCAGAGUGGGCGGCCUGCAGGGGAGCGACGGAAAGGGGAAACCCCCAACAGGUGCCCCGCUUUGAGGUUCGCGCCUUUACUUACCUUCCUUGGGUGCCAGCCUUGGCGCCGCUCGUUUGUUUGGGUAGCUUUUUGCUUGGGCAGACCUUGCGCAAGCAGCUAACAAGCAGCCAGGGCCUCGCCAUGACAGGCGGCUACAGCUAGCAACGGCUCGCGCUCUUCAGCAUGCAGAGCAGGCGCGCCGCCGCCCGAGGUUUGAGCAGCUGGCGGCUGAGUGGUGGCUGAAAAUGCCAAUCCAUGCACAGGCUGAGCGGCAGAGAAUAAAAACAAGAACCACGGGCGAAGGCUGUCAAACUGUGAAAAGCUUGAACAAUUUCGGGAAUGAAUAGGGAACGGGCCGAGAGCUUAGGAAGCUCGAGGCGGUUCCUUCUAGGGAUCCCUUUAAGAAAGUGCUGCACUUUCAAGAACCUGGCGCAUGCAUCGGGGUCAGCUAUAGCCAGCUUGCUACUUAGCGGGGCCAUAGCGUACUUUGCUAGCUUAGCCAAAGCCUGCUUGCCUUGCUAGAUUGCCUCAGCCGUAACCAGCUUGCCGCGCUGGCUUAGCCAUGGCCAGCUUGCCUCGCUAGAUUGCAUCUGAUAGCCGUAAUGGCCUUCGAAGAGUCUCCGCCCGGGGAUAUCGUAAGUAACUACUUCAUAAGCCGACUUUUGCACACGAGAUUCUAAGGUGCUGUCCGAAUUUUCCAGCUCUCACUUCUAAAAAUUCGUUUUCGGAUCAAAGUAGAAAUCAGGGGGCUGCAUGUGCUGGGGUAACUCGUCAGGGGAAAUACGAUACGAAUUAUAUCGGGAACCACUGAUACUUUAAUGCGCAGCUGCUGCUCCACUAGCGACAGCUCUAAUGCACCGAGAGCGAUACAGACGGGAAUGAUCGCGUUGAGCUUGGAACGGCUGUAGCUGGUGCGGUGCAGAGAUUGUCACACUUGGCUGCAAAUCAGGAGAAUUCGGAUGCAACGGAGAUCGAGACUUCCCUGGAGAAUAUUCUUAAAGAACUCAGGAAUCUGAUGACGACCCUCAAAGCCCAGGAGCCACAUGAAAUAGAGGGGCGACCAACUUUUGCAUCCACUUACGGGGCCUUUUCCAUUUUCAAAUAGUUCAGUCACAGUCCUGCCAAUGAUAAGACUCCACUUGGCUCUCUGUCCUCUACUUGUCCAAUUAUCACGACCAAUCCUUUGCUAAAGGCAUGUGGCGCAGGCGGGGAGCCAACGGGUGUUGAGUGAAUGCGUUGCACUGCACUGACUCGUAGAUGCUCCUGAUGACCGAGCAGCAGUGAGAGACGCUUAUCUAGAACUAGGGUUCGUCGAAGAUCACAACUAAACCAAAAAUACCCCAACACAUGAACGAUAGUUGUACUCAAUGGGCUUCUACUAGGUGUUUCAUUAUUGUCUUCUCUAAGCAUAACUAGCAACGCCUCAGCUUGGCAGCACAAGUAUAAGCGAAAGUAGUAGAAGUGCAGCGGCUAUUUCCGUGACAUCAGCUCCCGGGGAAGGCACUAUGGGGCCCGGGGCUGAAGUACUAGACGAUGCAAGAAGUGGCGGCGAUGAUGCUCUACUUGAACGAGAUCUCGACACACUUUAAGGUCUCACUCCCAUGAUUAGGGUUAUUAUUAGACUACUAUCAUAAAGAAGCACUCACACACGUUCUAGGGCUGCACGGUGGCCCCCCCCCUGUGGUAUGGUCUGCGGUGGCGCGCGCGCGCGCUUUUCCGCGCUGAUUUUCGCGGAUUCUAGUGGUGGAAGGCGGCAAAACUUGGCGCGCGGCUCUCCUUGCGCCUCUCUGCGUGUUCCUCGGGGACCUCUUGGCCUCUGCUGACCCUCGCAGGCGGUAGGCCUCCGGGGUAAAAGGACGCCGAAGGCGGCCACGGUCUCAAGAGCAGGCAAGCCGAUGACCAAGAGCCUCGAGGGGACAGGCCUCACGGCUCAGGGGGUCCAGCCCCUCGCCUUUUGCCGCCUUCGGAGGCCUUCCAAAGCCGGCGCACUGCUGCAGCGGCGAAGCACAUCGGAGGCACCUGGAGCACAGGCAUGCACCUGGAAGGGGGCGGCGCAGGCGGUCCCGUGGUCCCCUUUUGAAGCUUGUAGGGAACAGCCAGGCAGCUAGAGGCGAGCGGAGGAGGCCACGUGGCCCCCUUUUGAGGCCUUCCACUCCGGGCAGACGCCUUAAAAAGGGGCCUGGGGCUGCACGGUGCCCCCCCCCUACGCUAGGGGGGGCACCGUCGCCCUGAGCCCUGGAGGGCCAUAUAACAGUAUUAUAAUUAUAUAUCUUUCCUCCGCUGAGUAGUAGCUAGUACAGUAAGACAAUGCAACGGUAGAAUUUGAAGAAGAGGAAGGCCUUUUGCGGUACUAUACUGGCUACCUUUAUACGUAGCACAAUGGGGAUGCGUGCCAUGGUCUACAUCGGUAUAGAGUCAGUGAUUGCAGAGCUAGCGCUGUGUAUAAAAUACUACCAUUGUGAAACCUACCGCAAAUAAGGAGCUACUUCUUACUCUUAGUACAGCCACGACGUGGUAGAUCUUGAUCUACUUAGAAGGGUUAGAUGAAGACUUACAGUGUUUUGAAUUCAUCUAUGAUCGAAGGUUAUUACUUUUACCUUUAGCUCCCGAAAGUAUUUCACAGUCUGGUAGCCGCGGAGCCUAUUUUUCUACAGGAUGUGACGAUACAGCGACAAGCUAGCUACAGGAGGUGACGACACAGGAGCACAGGUUUGACGACUCCAGCUAGUAGCUCUAGGAACUUUGUGAGUAAGCUACACAAGGUGGCUGACGUCGUGUGCGUUUUGAUACAUCCUUGCGCUCCGUGAGCAUGCUUUUUUUUGCUUGCCGCUAUGAGCAGCUUUCUUUCUAAUCGACGCGAAAGCUCAGGGAAUCCUUCAAAGAGUUGGCCAAGGCAAUUGGCAAGGUAGAGAAAUCGCUUUAAGGCUUCUUUCACACGUCCAAGUCAGUGCCAACACCUUCUUUUCCAAGUCAGUAAUCAGAUGAAGAACAAAGAACCUCAGGAAUUCUCUGCCGCCAUGUUGUGCCUGUAGUUGUAGCGUCCAACAAUUAAAUAGGGAGCGUCCAUCUGAUCCUGUGCUACUCACUUUGGCCGUUGCAUAGGUCCAAGUGAUUGCUUUAUGAAAUUCAGACUAUGUUCUUGGACAUCGACAUGCUAGAUUCGCGUAGGUCGUUGUAGUAAAUACCAUACAUAGGGCUUCAUCUAUUAACUCUAGAUGGUGACCCAUCCUUCUCUCUGCUCUAAAAGGCGCCGAAGGAACCGAAGCGCAGUCUUAAAGAUAGCAUGGCAGAUCUUGGUCCCCUACUCAAGACGUUCAAGGAGAAGGCGGAGAGCGCUACUGGAGGUGGUGUAGGCCCGCAGAUCGUUAUGGAGGAAGCUAUCGGCGACCUUGAUGGGAGCACGGCGGAACACGAUGAUCUCAUCAGUAGGCUGUAAGACUCGAUGCUGGAGACUGUGUUUACCUGUAAAACAAGUACUCAACAUUUCAGACUAGACAGUGGGUUGAUCUAUCAAAAACAGAACAAGGCUUCUGCGUCGCUGUCUGCGACCUGUGCGAGGCAAUAUAUUUAUUAUAUGCUGUGAUGUACAUGUAGCAGUUGUGUUGAUUGACUGGCUGAUUGGCAUUGAGAGACUGACAGCCGAGCAAAAGUCUCGGGUAGGUUUCGUAAGUACCAACUCACACGCAGAGGAUUUCGUUGCGCGUUUUCAAGGUUUCUCAAUGUGCCGCACAAUCUACAGGCAGCUCUAAUCGAGUACAGACCUCCGAAGUCGUGUGGAGUCGUGGAUGAAUAGCCAUAGCAAACCUUAUGAGCAAAGCUACUUAGAGAAAUCUGUAAGUAAGAACACAACCACAAUCAAGGAGAUGCCAGAAGGGGCUCCUCGUCCUACGCGCCGCAACAUGUAGCCAAUACUGAUUAUACUCACCAGUCGACGAGUUUCUAGCUCCAACCAGAAAGAGCCCAAUCUCAUAACUCCGCAACCGCAUACUUAAUUAAGAAUGUGCUGCAUUGUGUGCGCCUCGUGGCCGAAGCACGACGACCUCCCACGUCUAGAUUUAGUUAACAAGUAUAUUGGCCGACUAAGGAAAGCGAAAGACAAGAAACAGUUUCCGCUACUACAGCGUAUGACGUUUCAUGUUUGUUGUUCAUCUCCUUCUCGCAUGAUGUCUGCAUGAAAAUGAGCGAUCCACCACUCCAGCCUUUCUGAUUUGUGACAGCGGAAGACCUCACUCUAAUCCAACGGUGACGCUGGUGCUGGUGGAAUUUAUGCCUCUUGUCGAAUGUUCGCGCUUCUUAGUUUCUUUUUUCCUGGUGUAGUUGUUACUCAUUUAUUUAUAGAGGAACACAGUCAACAGUGACUAUUGUUUCAGCCAGGUUAUUUACUGUAUGCGGGAGAAAGGGCGCAAGGCUUCUGGUUCUGACAGUGCCUCAGUGCCUGCAGGUGCAGGUGGGCAUCAGAAUCAGUGUGUCAGCGCAAAAGAGUGAACUAGUGCAUCUCGACCUCAAGCAGGGUCGAUAGAAGUUAGGGCACCCCAAGUAGGGUCCGUGAGGACGUAUGAACCUCCCAGGCAAAGCCGUCCUACUUUCGUUUUUCAUGUUGAAUACUCAGUCCCUACAUACUGCAUUGCUAGCGCUAACCAAGAAACGCCCAUGAAGCGAUCAGAAAAGCCGCUGAAGCACUAGUUGCAGAGCUCGAUGAAGCCCUCGCUUCUGCUUAUGAACAAUAGAGGGCAGGGGCAGCCUCUUCUUAGCAUAAAACUAGAUGAAGCAGGUCAGAAAGAAGAAGGCGCAUCGAGCCGUAUUCUUGAGUAGGGUAGAGCCCUUUUGCUAGUAAGCAAGUUCUUACUAGUGCUUCUCCCUACUUCUACGCAAAGGAAAGAGUCAAGCGUAGCCAUGUGCACUAGGUGCAUAGAACUAUGCUGUUCUCUUGAAAUGUAUUCUCCGACCGUCGUAAGCCUAAGCCUGAACCACAACGGGUCUACUUGUAUUUCCUGUCUAGAGUUUUUCACUGACCCAAAUUAAGUUGCACAGUCGCAAAGUGGGUAGUCGAACUUCUGAUAGCGUGUGCCUGCUUUCUUAGUACAUCACCUCGCGAAUGCCCCUCAUCCGUCUUCGAUAACAAGUGCACAAUCCAACGCCCGAAUCAUGAAGCCAAUUAUGUCUUUUAAAUGUUGGCUUGUUUACUGGUACUGCCUAUGCCCCUCGUAUUGGGCUAGUUUAAGGCAGCUGAAGCGCUUCUAAUCGACCAAUAUUGCAGCACUUUACGGCGUGUUCUUUGCGUUUCUUAUUCCUUCGAGAUAUUAUCACUACAAUUACUCACCGUCUCGCGUGCUGCCUGUCACUCUCCUCAAUCAAUUACAGCUUCUGGCGAUCACGUUUUGUCAAUCCUAUUUGAAGUUCGUGAGUCCUUGUGAGUGAAGUGUCCUUGUAAGAGAAUUGCAAGCCAAGAAAGCGCUCUUCCUUUUUACGCGCUAGCACGGAUUCUCCAUAAACUAAAUGCUUUAGAAAUACACUCCCUGCGCUAAUGAAAUAGGAGAAUUCGCGAGGCCGCUACAGACGCGGCUGCAGACCUCAGCAGCCUCUUUUAUGAUAGUCUUAGCAACAGUGAGUUAUUAACUUAGUUGCACUUGAUACACUUACACAGUGCCAAAGAACGGCAACUACACUAGGAAUUUUGGACUACUUAGCAUGUAUGUGCCAAUGAUGUCAUAGAAGAGCCACAAAAUUAAUGGAGAUAAAAUAGAUACUGAAACACCUGCGCCAAGUCGUCUCAUCGGGCACCCUUCUCCGCAAGCACUUACGAACGCAAAAAUACUCAACAAAGGGCCUGCUUAAUCUGAAAGCGAGGACUUCUUGGUACUUGUUGUUGUAUGUUUUUUCGUGACAGUGCAGUGGCCCUAAGCGAACGAGCCCCCGGACGGGCUGGCCACGGAGGACAACGUCGAAUACGCUCGGGAGAUGAUAGAAAAUUUUUACGGAUCCUCUCACUCUGUGUCAUUCUGCGCAAAUAGUUCGCAUUCAACGAAGCUGAUUUAUCGAUAUUGAUACUCCAGACCCCGCUUGUCGGUGGUCAGAUUUUUCGCUAUAAUCGGAGAGGUUUGAGGGAAUCCGCCCGAGGUUCUUCGUUCUUGGGCCUUUUGGUCUUGUUCAGUGUUUGACUUUUGACCACCGGGCGCCCCGAGGCUCUCGCGCCGGGUGGGAUUAGUUACAAAGAGGAGCGACGCGCUGCCGCCUUUAAAUGGUCAGACCACUCACGCGCGCCGCCGUGUGUACGCAGAUUAUCGGGGGAGUUUGCUGGCGUUGUUCGCACUCUUUUGAAGUAUUUCAGCGGGGAAGUUUGCGGGGGUUUCGCCGAAAUUGAGUAAGCUUUUGCCGCUUUCCUGCUCGCUAGGCCAUUUUUGAUGAAAAAACUGAAAAGAUGUCGCCAGACUUUUUUUCCAAGAAUGGCCUUGCGAGCAGGAAAGCGGCAAGCAAUAGAGAGGCUGAAUCAAUUUGGUGGCAUUUCUCAAGAAGGGCUGGACCGGUUGCCGCUUGAGUUCCAAAGGGCUCGCGCCUCCUCUUUUUGUUAAGUUUCGAUGGUGUGGCGUGCUCGCUGUGCCUCUGGUGCUUCCGCAGGUGGCUGAUUAGAAUGGCGCUAAGUUAGCUAAGAACUGCACAAAAACGGCCACUAUUGUCGCCUCCUCGUCCUGGAAGUGCUCCGCUUAGCGGCUUUUGCGGCUUGCUUCCUCUUGGUUUUUCUGUCUUUUGGUUUCGUUUCAUGUGAUUCCCCGCGCCCCUCCAGAGUCCACCGCAUCAGCCUGCAAGUGUGUGCCUGGGGAUUCUGGAGGGGCGCGGGGAUUCCGAGAGCGCCCGCGGUUCUUGGUUCGCAAUUGGGGGAAGGUUUUCCCGAAGCGAGCGCAGUAGGCGGCGAGUGUUCUGCGGGUUCGUAUCAUGCCCGGCAAGAUUGAACUUUGUCCGGAUUUUUGCAGUCCUUCGCUGAAUUUUCUCCAAUAUAAACAACCCGUGGGCCAGAACUGGGAGGGUGCCGGUACUCGAAGGGUUGGGAAAGUAAGGGCUUCGACAAAAAAGGGAGAAACAUCGAUAAAAACGGUAGAAGUAGAGGAGGCGCAAGAGGUAGAAAUCGAGAAAAGCAGGAGCCUUAUGUAGGUGCAGAAAAUCCAAGCUCCUAAAACUGAGACGGGCACUACUUUCAAGCCCGUCCGCCCACUAGUCUGCGCCUCUUUCUGCCUCUUUUUUCGUACAUUCCCGAGCCGGAAGCUAGUGGGUGGCCCCUGGUAACUACCAAAAACCUCCGCGCCCGAUGGCUCGGCAGUGAUAUGGGAGCACUCUCCGGGCGGGGGCGGCCCAAUAUCGGAGAAGGCGCGCGGGCAUCUCCGUUGGCUGUGAACUUGAGUGCUAAGGGCUGCCCUGGCUCCGUGUGGUUGUCACCCUUGCACGCAAAGCCACGCGCGAAGGCCAUCCCACCGCAGUGGGCUGCAGGGCUGUGCGACCGGGCUGGAGCGCCAGUAUGCAGGAAGACCCGACCCCGCCACACACUUGCAAAGUCCACCCCCGUGAACCUUGGCCAAGCCAAAACGAACCGGAGUCGGGUUGGCGUGCUGCUGCUGGUCGUUGCCUACGUCAUCCUCUUCCCCUGGCGCGGAGUCUGGUGGGCGUGCGUGUCUGCUACAGACUCGGGAGACAGACGGGUGAUCGAGCGACGACCAAGACCAACGGCGCCAAAAUAUAUUCUGCAACGCAAAAAGCAGACUUCGAGUUUGUUUGGGCAGGAUCCAAGAUUUGGAACGUCCGCCACCACUGUGCUGGUUUUGGUCGCUCCAAAGCCGACGAGGGUCCAGCAAGUCGCUGGCUAUUUUUUUCCCGGAAAAGGUUCGCUUUUUUAGGCCUUCCACUUGGGUCUAGUCUUGGGCUUUCAUCUUUUGAAAUCUUGGGCAACAAUUUCAAAAAUCUAGUGGGGGCAGCAAAUAUUUUCGGAGCAGACUUCGAGUAUAUUUCUGCGGUUUUUUCUGCGGGAAAAUUCAUCGCAGAAAAAGCACUUUUAGAGGUGGCUACACUUGGAUCUAAUCUUGGCUCAGAUUUGAGCCAAAGUGUGAGUCUGCUCACUCGCUCCGGCGCUUCCUGCUCCUGGUUGUCUUGCUGCAGCCCACAGAUUGUGGUAAAUUCAGACCAAGGGGAUCGCGCACAGGCUCAAGGAAGCGGCAAGCGGAGGAGGAAAGGGCUUCACAGCUGGCCGACUGGGGUGCGACUGAGUCAGUUGAUUCGGACAGCUUUCGGGCGCUUUGAAUCAGCUGACUCAGCCGCAGGUGUAGGCAGCCCUUGCGGCAAGCCCAGCGCCUGGGCCACUGAUCAGCUGCUUCAGGCACUGGCCAGGCAGUGGGCCACCCGGUUCCCUUUGAGGCAAUCUGCCAGGCCUCUGGCUGAGUCAACUGAUUCAUCAAGGCCAGCCUUGGCCUUGAGUCAGUUGAUUCGCAUGACCGUGCAAACACAACAGCGCACGCGGUCGCUGGCGAUGGCAUUGGGGCCGGGGACUCCUGAGCUGCCUGAAGAUGCUGCGUUGUGUGCGUUUGCUGUGGCUUUCUUGGUCUCUCGACCGUUGUGCACAUUGCGUCGCCUUUUUGUGCGUUUUGAAAUCUCAACUCUAGGGCCUUGGGUAGUCUCCAUCUUCACCUUAGAGAACCAAAAAAGGUGGAAAAAAUGUAGAAAAGGGCGCAGAAGUGGCUUGGCAGGAGGUCGCAGCAAAAGGACGAGGGGCAACUUCUACAGAAAGAAGGGCUUGCCCAUCUUACUUGCAUAUCUAUGCACGCACACUGGAGGGGGCGGGGGGAUCGCAAAGGGAGGAAGCGCGCCGCGAAGCUCUUGCUGCCUGGCAGUUGCCCGCGCGCCUGCCUCUGGCGGGUGCGAGGUAGUGCGGCAAGAGCGGGAGAACAUAGAGAAAUGAGAGGCGCAGCAAGAUGCGCCAAGCCUGAGGGACCGGCCGCAGCUUGGUGGCAAUCCUGCCAGGACACUGCGCGGCCAAGCGCGCGCGGCUCCCCACCGGGCCCGGGCGCGCAUUGCACAGGCCACCGGGGCGCUGCGCUGGCAGUGGGGCGGAAGAAGCAGCCUACAAGAAGGGCCAAGGUCAGGCCCGCCAUUUUCCGGGCCUCUUCUGAUACCGCGGCCCCAGUUUUUCCCGGGGCCAUGUUGGCCCCAGUAUUUCCGGGGACCCCGCCAGAACUAUAAGGAACCCCGCGGGAAAAUAAGGACCCGGGAUUUUUGCGGCCCCGGUCCGAUUAAUGGGGGAAAAGCACCGGGGCCCUUAUAAUACAGGGGGCCCAGUUUUUCCGGUCCAAACCCUUACUUUCCCACCCCUUCUAGUACCGGCACCCUCCCAGUUCUGGUCCAUGCAUUGAUAUUUGAGUGUUUUUGUUUUCCGUUCGAUUUCGAAUAAAGAUAGAUAUAAUCCGUAUUCAAAGAACUGGGGCAUGAAGCGCAUACUUAAUGCCCCUAUAAUAGUAGUAUUAGCUCGCCGCUUGCGUGGGUGGCUGGCUGGGUGUGAGAGACCAGCAAGAGCAUCAACUAUGUAUAUUCACAAGGCAGGCUUGAUUACAUAACUGCCUGCAUCUCAUGAAGGUGACCGUGGUGGCGGGAAAAGCAUUUCUAUUAGUGGAGCUGCAUUUGGUUUUGAAUAGCCUACUUGAAAAUAGGACUACUCUCUUGCCCUGUUUCAGCGACGGACCUUCCUCAUCCUCCAGCCCUUAUGUAGUGGUCGCUCUAACCGAAUCGGAAAUUUUGCGAAAUCCAGAGCCAGACCUUCGAAGCACAACGCAAAGCGAGGGAAAAGCAAACCAAAAUAGACGCUAUUUAUGUCACUGACAUCAAAAACCCAGAAUGGCUGUUAUUUGGAGAGGUGGCGUGAGUGCUUCUCUCAAGAACAUGGUGCGCGUGCCCAAGAUCAAGAAGUUGGCGUACUACUAUGUAUAAAUAUUUAAUAUUAAUAUUUUUUGUAUUGGUGAUAAGAGUAGAGAGCGCAAUAUCCCUACGAUUGGGAGAAGCGCCAACAAAUGAGCUCAAACAGCAAGCGAGGCUGGAGGAGUGAUGAUUGGGGGAUACUCAAUAACCUAGGUUGAACUAGCGCUGGGCACUGUGCCUAUUCUAGUGCGCUAGUACGUUACAUGAAGACGAGACUACUUCUCGUAGUAUAUAUUCCUUCGAGAGACCAUUUUAAUGACGUGAAGUCUACGCAUGAAGAUGCGGCUUCGCGGCAGCUCUAAUUAUAGCUAAAUAGCGGCGGCCGCGGCCCCGAGAGUGACAAUGCUGAAAACCUGGCUCCACCGCUUAGUACUCGCGACCCUGCUAGUACUCCAGUCUCAACAAUUUAUGUUGAUGAGGAUACUUGAGAAUGAGAAGACCGCCAACAACUAACUACACCUCGAAAGCAAGCCUGGAAGAGUAGUGAUUGGAUGAUCCCCGUCCCCCAUGAUCUAGCACUUGCCCUAGCGCGAGCACUGGGUAGCGUGCCUAUUCUCGAGAUGAUGCUCAACAUCGUAAAAGGCAUUCAGCAGCAGUGUUUAAACUUCCUAGCAGGCAGUGACGUGCUAUAAUCUAGAAGAUCUACGUAUGAAGAAGUAGAUGCUUUCUUGUCGUGGUAGCUCUAAUCAUGACCGGAAGAUGGGCCCCCGUGUCCUAAGGUGGAGACCUUUUAAGGCUCCGCUCGUUCCAUUUUGAACUAAAUAAGUACUACUCGCUAUGAGUAUGAAAAGGAAUCAACUAUGUAUCGGUAUCCAACCAUGUGAAUCAUUACUAGCAUUCUGAUGUUGGAUCGCGACAGUCGUGGCAAACGCCUGCAUCAUGGCAUCAACUAUGUAUGAUGUGGGAGAGCCAGAGCCUCUGCGCGAUCACUCCUCAGUGCGCGUAUGUAAUCAACAAAUAGACGUUUAUUGGUGUACGCGCACAACGUAAAUGAUGCAUUGUUAUUGUACUCUGUAACCGUAUUAUUUCCCUUUUGGCACUGCAUCGCAGUGGCGGUAGAUCAUAGACUUUUCAGCCAUCGAAUACAUGGAGUAUGUGGUUAAUAAGGAGGCGGAGACCGACCGCGCGUCUUGGGCUGGACGAUUUCUGAGUAAGAAGAAGUGCUCCUCUUUUUAGCCGUGUCCUGGUCAUUAUGGGUGCUUUUGCUCCUUCUUUUUUUUCCUUGCGUCACCUCGGCAACUCUAAUCAAUUCGCGAAAUGCGUGAGCUGAUGCUAGAAAACCUCGAAGCCGUGGACAAGGCCAGGCGACCGCGAGGAAAAUACGACAGCACCCCCCUGAAUUCGGUUCCAAUUUUUCUACACUUAGUCCACCUCUGAGGACUACAACAGCAACCCAAAAAAUAACUACUCUACUCGAGGUUCUUUCGGAAAGGUUACUACUACUACGUCCUAGCCACAAUUUCCGUCGUGCAAGUUAGUCAUUAGUUACGCUCACGCCCUUUCGAAAGAUGCAAACGAAUCGUCGGUGUCACCCCGAUCCUAAAUCAGGCGCCGCUGCCAUUACUGGAUCAUUUGCAACCGCAAGAAGCAAACGCAGCUUAUGGCAACAUAGUAGCGGUCCUUGAAUACAAAAACAAAAUCAAAAAGGCAGUGCAAAGUAGAGCUCACUGAAUAUGCGCUCAUCGGUAGUUUAACGAUGAUCCUGAUAUGCAUUCUCGCGUGCAAUCUGUUUCUGGCGCCAGGAGUCAGAAACGGAAUUGAAAUCCACUUCAAAUGAGGCGCGCCAGGAGAUCAACGGCUCCUCCCCGCAGGCGGUGGAAGAGCAACGACAGCCACCUUACUAGGAUAUUCUAUAUUAUUGAGACUGUGCCUUUGCGUCCAGGAACUGAAAAAUACCAAAACAGUGUCUACUAGUAGCCUGAAAUUAGUAUUAGAAGCAACAGAGCACGAUCAAUAUCAAUUGUUUCACUUGUUGUUCAAUUGUUCCAAACUCCUAUGAAGCAUUAACAAAUAAUCGCAAGGAUCUACGGGAUCGGAGGUCCUCUGACACCGACUUAGAGUAUCAUGAGUAACUGCAUUUAGUACUACAGCCAAGAGCUCAAGUUCGAGAUGAUGAGCUAGCCUCAUCAUUCAUUAUAUCUGCGUGGCUUGAUCAUUUUUCGAGCUAAAACUUUGCACUUGAUGUCUCGCGUGGUUUCGCGCAUCGUCAAACAACUCCGCGUCUGCUCCUUUUUUUGCCGGCUCUAAAAAUCGAGCCCCGAGCCGACCAGCGAGGCAUCAGAUUCAGAGUCUGCGGCACCGCUACCAACAACAGGGGGUGGGGUACCUUACAGCACUCAAGCAUAACGGUCCAGGGCUCAGGGCGACGGCGCCACCCCUAGCGUAGGCGGGGGGGGGGUACCGUGCAGCCCCGGGCCGCUUUUUAAGGCGUCUGCCGGGGGUGGAAGGCCUCAAAAGGGGGCCAGGUGACUGCCUCCGCCCCCUUCCAGCUGCCUGGCGGUUCCUUACAGGCCUCCGAUGUAGCUGGGAGGCCUCAAAGGGGCCCAAGGAGGGGACCGCCUGCGCCGCCUUCCAGGUGCUUGCCUGUGCCUUAAGUGCCUCCGAUAUGCUUCGCCGCCGCAGCAAUGCGCCGGCUUUGGAAGGCCUCUGGAGGCGGCAAAAGGUGAGGGGCUGGACCCCCUGAGCCGUGCGGCCUGUACCCUCCGGGCCCUUGGUCAUCGGCUUGCUGGCUCUUGCGACCGUGGCCGCCUUUCACCAGACGACCUCCCGCCUGCGAGGGUCACCAGAGGCCAGGGGGCCCCUGAGGAACAUGCAGAGAGGCGCAGGGGACCGCCUGCGCCAAGUUUUGACGCCUUCGAGCACUAGGACCCGCGAAAAUCAGCGCGGGAAAGCGCGCCACCACAGACCACACGGGGGGGGCACUGUACAGCCCUAAAAAAUGUAUAAGACAUUGAUCCAAAAAGGUGGCAAGGAUUUUGGCCGAGGUGCUUUUUCUUUGCUAUUGUUUGGAGCUUGAGUGGUACUUAUACUCGCUUGUAGUGCUUCGAAUCUGCCUCCUGCGCGUAACUUCAUCCUUGGCGCUACUAGUUCUAGCAGGGUACUCUGUCCCACGCAUCCUGUACAGUGAAGGCGCUUCUCUACAAUAUUUUUUCCUGGGAGCUAUAUCUGAAUCUAUGCGUUUUCAUCUUGCCACGGUAUUGCCUAUUACUCUGAGUUGAACAUGAUGAAUUAACCAAAGCAAUCACUCAUAUCUGAGUGGCGUGAUCAUUUUGUGAGCCCGUAGCAACACGCAGAAGCAGAUAUCAUGAAUUUUUUGGUGUCUUACUUUCGUGUUGCUCCGUCUAUCGUCAUACAGCUCCGCGUCGGCUUUUUCUUUUAGUGGUAGCUCUAACAAUCGACAUCGAAAACCUUAUCCGAGAGCGCGCAUCCAGGUGCUUUGCAUGACGUUGGCCUGCCGCAGCCUCGUGACCAACCGAAAACCGCGCCAUCUACUUCUUACGGCGUUAUUUUAUAAUAUAUGUACAUCGGGAGCGAGUGACAAGCAAGUUUUAUUUCCCUUCCUUUUCAGUUGGUUCAGAUCCGUCUUUUACAGCACUGAUCCAAAAAGAGAACAAGGAUCCCCCCGGCCUAGGUGCUUUUUCUUUUCUAUUGUAUCAUUUGGAACCUGGGUGCUAUUAAUACUCUUUCGUGGUAGCUUCAAUUAUGGUAUGGUUAAUACAAGACUGCUUUGACUUUAGUUAGAAAAUCCGUUCCCUUUAUAUAAAGUUAAAGGAAGAGGGGUAAGUACUAAGUAGCUAGUACGUAGUAGUAAAAUUAGCUAGCUAAAGCUGCAGGAUUGUCCUGCAGGAGUUGAGGCAUGCUCUCAGGAGGUGAGCCUCCAGAUCGGUAGGGCGUGGCUCUCCGAGAGGCGAAGAGAGGACUCUUUGGCGACCAGGUCCACGGGCAAGGCCGCUCCUGGCCAAAGAGUCUGCUCUUUUCCUCUCCGAGGGCCACCUCCUGCCGGGCUGCUGCUUCGACCUAUGUGGAGACCGCCUCCAGAGACAAGCCCCCACCCCCUGCAGGACUUUCUUGCAGCUUGAUGCCCUAACUUAACCUAGCUAAUUAACCUAGCUAAUGCGGCUUUAUGCAUCACCCCACAACUCCGUCUGCUAUUAGUGGCGCCGCUAAUUCUGAGGCGAAGAUGAUCUUGUUCAAACGCAGCCCACAUCUCCUGGCCCAAUUCAAGGGUGGAGCAAGCGUCCGACGACACCAAGUCCGGGGGGGGAGCCAGACAGAACCGCCAGAGCCGCUCCAACAACCACAACAACAGAGCACUCCGAAAGACGGAAGCGGAGCACCUGCCGCUUAUGAUGCCAUAUAUGUUCCAGGGCUUGGGGCUACGGUGCCCCCCUAGCGUAGGGGCGGGGCACCGGUAGCCCCGGGCCCCUUUUGGAGGCGUCUGCCGGGGGUGGAAGGCCUCAAAAGGGGGCCAAGUGGCCGCCUUCGCUCCCUUCCAGGUACUUGGCCGUCCCCCAGAGGCCUCCGACGUAGGUGGAAGGCCUCAAGAGGGGCCCAAAGGGCCGCCUCUGCUUCCUUUCCAGGUGCUUGGCAGUCCCCUAGAGGCUUCCGAGGUAGGUGGAAGGCCUCAAAAGGGGCCAGGUGGCCUCCUCUGCUCCCUUCCAGCUGCCUGGCUGUCCACCCGAGUUUUCUGACAUAGGUGGGAGGCUUCAAAAGGGGCCCAAGGAACCGCCUGCGCCCCCUUCCAGGUGCCUGCCUGUGCCCUAAGUGCCUCCGAUAUGCUUCGCCGCCGCAGCAGUGCGCCGGUUUUGGAAGGCCUCCGAAGGCGGCAAAAGGCGAGGGGCCGGACCCCCUGAGCCCUGCGGCUUGUACCCUCCAGCCCCUUGGUCAUCGGCUUGCCGGCUCUUGCGACCGUGGCCGCCUUCGGCGGCCUUUCACCCCGGAGACCUCCCGCCUGCGAGGGUCACCAAAGGCCAGGAGGGCCCUGAGGGACACGCAGAGAGGCGAGAGGGACCGCCUGUGCCAAGUUUUCACUCCUUCGAGCACUAGAAUCCGCGAAAAACAGCGCGGAAACAAAAGCGCGCGCGCGCGCCACCGCAGACCAUACCAAAGGGGGGGGGCACCGUACAGCCUUGCAACAUGAGUAUGACAUUGACCAAAAGAGGUGGCAAGGAUUUUGACCGAGCUGCUUUCUCUUUGCUAUUGUUUGGAGCUUGAGCGGUAUUUAUACUCGCUUGUAGUGCCUCGAAUCUGCCUCCUGCGCGUAACUCCAUCCUUGGCGCUACUAGUUCUAGCAGGGUACUCUGUCCCACGCAUCCUGUACAGUGAAGGCGCUUCUCUACAAUAUUUUUUCCCGGGAGCUAUAUCUGAAUCUAUGCGUUUUCAUCUUGCCACGGUAUUGCCUAUUACUCUGAGUUGAACAUGAUGAAUUAACCAAAGCAAUCACUCAUAUCUGAGUGGCGUGAUCAUUUUGUGAGCCCGUAGCAACACGCAGAAGCAGAUAUCAUGAAUUUUUUGGUGUCUUACUUUCGUGUUGCUCCGUCUAUCGUCAUACAACUCCGCGUCGGCUUUUUCUUUUAGUGGUAGCUCUAACAAUCGACAUCGAGAUCGAACACCUUAUCGAACAGCGCGCGUCCAGGUACGUUGCCAGGCGUUGGCCAGCCGCAGGAUCUUGUCCAACGGAAAACGAAAAGCGCGCCACCUGCUUACGGCAUUACUUUAUAUAAAUUAUAUAAAUAUAAUAUAUGUACAUCGGCAGCGAGUGACAAGCAAGCUUUAUUUCAGUUGCUUUUCAGUUGGUUCAGAAUCAGAUCCGUCUUUUACAGCACUGAUCCAAAAAGAGAACAAGGAUCCCCCCGGCCUAGGUGCUUUUUCUUUUCUAUUGUAUCAUUUGGAACCUGGGUGCUAUCAAUACUCGUUCGUAGUUGUAGCUUCAAAGAUGGCAUGGUUAAAAGAUUGCUUUGGCUUUAGUUAGAAAAUCCGGUCCCUUUAGAAAAAGUUAAAGUAAGAGGGGUAAGAAGCUAGUAGUAGUAAAAGUAGCUAGCGAAAGCUGCAGGAUUGUCCUGCAGGAGUUGCGGCAUGCUCUCAGGAGGUGGGCCUCCAGAUCGGUAGCGCGUGGCUCUCCGAGAGGCGAAGAGAGGACUCUUUGGCGACCAGGUCCACGGGCAGGGCCGCUACUGGCCAAAGAGUCUGCUCCUUACCUUUCCUCCCCGAGAGCCGCCCCUGCCGGGCUGCUGCUUCGACCUAUCUGGAGACCACCUCCAGAGACCAGCCCCCACCCCCCGCAGGACUUUCCUGCACCUGAAUGCCCGAACCUAGCCUAGCUAAUUAGCCUAGCUAAUGCGGCUUUAUGCAUCACCCCACAACUCCGUCUGCUAUUAGUGGCGCCUCGUAUUCUGAGGUGAUCUUGUUCAAACGCAGCCCACAUCUCGUCCUGGCCCAAUUCAAGGAUGGAGCAAGCAUCCGGCGACACCAAACCUUGGGAGGAGCCAGACAGAACCGCCAGAGCCGCUCCAACAACCACAAAAGCAGAGCACUCCGAAAGACGGAAGCCGAGCACCUGCGGCUUAUGGUGCCAUAUAUCGGAAGCUUGCAGGCUGGUGCCCUAUUCUUCAAGAUCAUUCGUCUAAAGCAUUGCAGAGGCAAUGGCAGGCGGGUGCUUAGAUUUAUUUUAUCUACCCUUGUAAGUAUUCUCACACAACAAAGACAUGGGCGCUCCUCCAUAGUAGCACUUGAUGCUCUCCUCUUCCACAACAGGGGCGAGAACAUGCAUGGGACUACUAGGAACUUUCGUUCAGCUAUUAUCUAAAAAGGUAGAUCUUGAGAGCGAGAACUAACGAGCCUGAGUUAAUAAAAUGGGCUAUUUUGUGAGUUAUUUCUAUCACUGCAGCUCCCCCGUAGUCAUUCAUUACACUGUAAUAUGUAAAGACUCCCGGGCGUUAUAGAAUAGAAGUAUAUAUCUGCAACCGUAGCCCUAGUCAUGAUUGCGAUCUAACGCAAAAAGACAAGGAUCCUGAGCUUGACUCCUUCGCUUUAUUUUUCCUAAGUAUAUAUCUGCAACCGAGUAGCCCCGCGCCUGGCGGACGAUUUCGGUUGGUUGGUUGGUUGGUUGGUUGGUUGGGUCGUCAUUCCAACCAGCCAACCAUCCGACGGCGCCAGGAUCGGGAGGCAGUGCUGACGGAGAUGGGCAGCCGUAGCGCGGGCUGCGCUUAUCGCGUCCUUCUUCCAAACGGCAGCGGCGCUGGCCAACAACCCAACCAGCCCGCUGGUCGGUUGCUUGCUUGCUUGCUUGCUUGCUUGCUUGCUUGCUUGCUUGCUUGCUUGCUUGCUUGGUGGGUGGUUGGUUGGUUGGUUGGUUGGUCGGUUGGUUGGCGGGUGGGGUAGUUGGCUGGUGGGUUGGCUAGUCGGGGCCCACGCUCGUCCAGCCGCCUGGCUGGCUGGCGAGUCGCGGCCCACGCUCGUCCAGCCGCUUGGCUGGUUGGUUGGAGAGUCGGGGCCCACGCUCUUCUGGCGAGACCGUUGGUUGGUUCUGGUUGGUUGGUGAGUCGAGGCCCGCGCUCGUCUGGCGAGACAGUUGGGGGGCUGGUUGGUUGGUUGGUUGGUGAGUCAGGGCCCACGCCCGUCGGGCGGCGCGGUUGGUUGGUUCUUUGGUUGGUUGGCUGGCUGGCUAGUCGGGGCCCGCGCUCGUCUGGAGGAACAGCUGGCGGGCUGGUGAGUCGGGGCCCACGCUCGUCGGGUGGCUUGGUUGGUUGGUGAGUCGCGGCCCACGCUCGUCCAGCCGCCUGGCUGGUUGGUUGGUUGGUGAGUCGGGGCCCACGCUCGUCUGGCGGGACAGUUGGCAGGCUGGUUGGUUGGCUAGUCGGGGCCGGCGCUCGUCUGGCGUGGCAGUUCUUGGGCUGGUUGGUUGGCUGGCUAGUCGGGGCCCACGCUCGUCCGGCGGGGCAGUUGGUUGGCUAGUCGGGGACCGCGCUCGUCUGGCGGGACAGUUCUUGGGUUGGUUGGUUGGUGAGUCGGGGCCCACGGUCGUCUGGCGGCGCAGUUGGUUGGCUAGUCGGGGCCCACGCUCGUCUGGCGGGGCAGUUGGUUGGCUGGUUGGUUGGCUAGUCAGGACCCCCGCUCGUCUGGCGGGAGAGGGGCAGUUGGUUGGUAGGUUGGCUAGUCGGGGCCCACGCUCGUCCAGCCGCUCGGCUGGUUGGUUGGUUGGUUGGUUGGUUGGUUGGCUAGUCAGGGCCCCCGCUCGUCCGGCCGCCCGGCUGGUUGGUUGCUUGGUUGGCUAGUCGGGGCCCACGCUCGUCCAGCCGCCCGGCUGGUUGGUUGGCUGGCUAAUCAGGGCCCACGCUCGUCCAGCCUGCCGGCUGGUUGGUUGGCUAAUCGGGGCCCACGCUCGUCCAGCCGCCCGCCCGGCUGGUUGGUUGGUUGGCUAAUCGGGACGCACGCUGGCUCGCCUGGCUGGUUGGUUGGUUGGUUAAUCGGGGCCCACGCUCGUCCAGCCCCCCGGCUGGUUGGUUGGUUGGCUAAUCGGGGCCCACACUCGUCCAGCUGCCCGGCUGGUUGAUAGUUGGUUUGCUAAUCGGGGCCCACGCUGGCUCGCCCGGCUGGUUGGUUGGUUGGUUGGUUGGUUAAUCGGGGCCCACGCUCGUCCAGUUGCCUGGCUGGUUGGCUGGUUGGCUAAUCGGGGCCCACGCUCGUCCAGCCCCCUGGCUGGUGGGUUGGUUGGCUAGGCUAAUCGGGACCCACGCUCGCCCAGCCACCCGGCUGGUUGGUUGGUUGGGUAAUCGGGGCCCACGCUCGUGCAGCCCCCUGGCUGGUUGGUUGGUUGGCUAGUCAGGGCCUACGGUCGUCCAGCCGCUUGGCCGGUUGGUUGCUUGGUUGGCUAGUCGGGGCCCACGCUCGUCCAGCUGCCCGGCUGGUUGGUUGGUUGGGUAAUCGGGGCCCACGCUCGUGCAGCCCCCUGGCUGGUUGGUUGGUUGGCUAGUCAGGGCCUACGGUCGUCCAGCCGCUUGGCCGGUUGGUUGCUUGGUUGGCUAGUCGGGGCCCACGCUCGUCCAGCUGCCCGGCUGGUUGGUUGGUUGGCGAGUCGGAGCCCACGCUCGUCCAGCUGCCCGUCCGGUUGGUUGGUUGGCUGGUCGGGGCCCACGCUCGUCCAGCUGCCAGGCUGGUUGGCUAAUCGGGGCAACACAAAGAGACAAGAAUUGUUGCGUUCUAUUUUCUGCUGACCCUCUGGCUCGGAGGUACUUCGACACCGACUUAGAGUAUCGUGAGUAGCUACAUUGAGUGCAUCAGCCAAAAACUCAAGGCGCUGUCGUCCGAAUAAAUUUUUUCGGUUAUAGUAAAGACGAGUGAGUCUCUAACAUAAAAAAAGGGAGCUGGCUUCACGAGAGAGCGAACACCUCGACGAGAUCAUCGGCGUGAUUCAGAGACAUAUGAUUGCUGCAUCACUCCAGCCUGCCACGACUGUACUAACUUGGUCUUGGUGGUUUUGAAAAAGUAGUAUUCCUUGUUUCUAAUUCGUCAAUUCUACAUCUAGUUCGCGUUUUGUCGCCCUUCUACGUAUCUUCUCUGCAAGUAGAAUUCUGAAAGGUUUAGCACAAUUGUUGCACAAUGCUGGACCAUUCGCAAUUUCUCUCCAAAGUAUGCACAUUAUCAGCACUCCCACUCGCUGACUUCAGGAUGAUCUUCCUUUAAUAUUGUUGGACGCGUGAGCUUCGCCUGCCGCUCGUUAUGAAGAGAGAGAGCAUUCCCUUUCCCUGGACACAAACUUAGCAUGAUUAGUAGAGACGACAGAGCACAAUCAAGAUUUUGGCUUGUUGUUCAAUUGUUCAUUAGAUUGAUAUUAUAUGUUGCAUUGUAUGUGUACUCACAGCAUUGCUACCGAUCUGCUUCUUUUAUUGCAUAUGCUGCUGGUCGCAGCUCUAACUCUGCGGGUCUUCGACGGCCGGGGAAGGGAAAGGACAGGGAGUUCUGGUAAAAGAGACGCUGACGCGCCGACCUCCAUGAGGAUGCGGUCAUAAGUGUUUGUUAUUCUCAGACAAGAAGCGCUGACGUCAUAUAGAUGGAAAACGCAGCUGGGUACACGGUUGCAACUGUUCCACGCAUGUUCAUGCUGUGACUCAGACUCUAGCUUGCAGUUUCUAAUAAAUAUAUAGUCACGUGUGAGGCGUUCGGGCCGCGCGCGAACUAAUAAUAAUAAAAAAAAAUAUCAUCGAUUCUACUAGUAUGAGCGCUACACCUACACUCGAAUUGCAUUUGCAGAGAUAGAGAACUUUUUAUAAGCUAUCGAUUACAUGCCAAGAACUGGCUGAUACGACUAGGAGGCAAAAGUAUGAAGCUUUGUUUCUGUAUCAUUCGAAAGUAACAAGUUGCUGGAACAAUGAUUAUGAUUAAGAAAUCGAGGCCAUCUUCCUGCUCCUCCUAGGUCCAGGAGAUGAUAGGAGAGUUAGAAAGAGGACAUCAAAGAAAUUGAAAUAAUCGCUCAACGAAGUUAAGACUAAGUAGGUGUAGUCUAGUCGUUUGUCCUUUAGCAGCAUCGUUUAUUAGGUUUAGCAGGUUAUGAAAAUUUACAUUUUGAUGAACAGGAACUAAUUGAAGACGAAGAAAAUCUUGAUGCUUUUUAUUUAGUUCUACUCCGGGCAACUAGUACAGCACAAAAAUUUAUAUCCUUUUAUUCUCCGCAUCUUCGUGCCUGUUUCUCCUGAAUCGACCUUCAUCCAGUGAAGCUUAAGUACUUAGAGUUUCCCUCUGUACAAGACUAGGCAGUGAUGGUGUAGAACGUGGUGGGCUGUCAUGAUUUUCAUUAUAUUUUGUAGGAUUGUCUUCCUGUAAGAGGAUUAGGACUGAUGUCUCUGUCAUUUACGGCUGUCAUAAUAUAUAAGGUGUCAUCAUCAAGGAUGUGGCACAAGAAAGCAGCUGCAUUUGUAUCAACUCUACGAGUUCAGUUUUUAAUGCCGGAUGAUAUGUAAACUGAAGCAGACUACUUCCAAGACCAAGGAAAAGUCACGAGACACCUAGCUUUACCAAAAACGAUGCAUCAACGAUUUCACUGUAUAGCUGUGAGCCAUGACGUUGCACCCUGUUGAAGGCCAUCUUUUACCCCUGAGUGGGUAGUUGUUGAAGACCACUCAAAGAUCAACAUGAUCAUGAUGGCAAUGAUAAUGAUGAGGGCUUGCUCAAAAAUGAUGUCAAAGCUACAUCAUGGAGCUGAUCAUAUACUUGUCCAGCCUUAUGAGCUCGUAGUGCUUUUGUACAUCUCGUUAUUGUUGAGGG